AUGCAAAUCAGUACAGGUAAUGCUGACAUAGCUGUCAACUUUUAAGGGAAAUUCCCUUAUUCCGAAUAGGAUUCCUCACAAGAAAAGGGGAAAGUUGACAGCUAUGAAUGCUGAGCAGCAUUACAAUGGCAGGCCUUGCCCCCCCCCCCCACACACACUCCCAAACAUAGGCAUACCUUGGAAUUCCAACUGAAUCCGUUCCAGAAGUCCGUUCGACUUCCAAAACGUUUGGAAACCAAAGCACAGCUUCUGACUGGCUGCAGGAAACUCCUGUAGCCAAUCGGAAGCUGCAGAAGCCCCUUCGGAUGUUUGGCUUCCAAAAAUAGUUUGCAAACCGGCUCCCGGGCCUUAGGUCCCCCCCCCCCGCCCCCCGAUCUAAGAGCUGCACCCCGGCAUCUUGUUUGAUACAGCCACGUGUUCUGCAGUGCUGCUGGCGCACCCCACACCCCCAGUCACAGGCUGAGUCACCCCUGAAAAGACUGUGGCUGUGUGCCAUGAGACCUGGACGAGGAGGGGGGGUUGGGGGGGCGGAGAGAGAGAGAGAGAGAGAGCCAGCUCAAGUUCUGUUGUUUGAUGGGAUUAGAGGACGCUCAAGGACUUGAAUAACUGCGAUCAGGCUGAGAGGCUUUGCACAACCACCCUUCCCUGCCCAGCACAGACUGGAUCCACUCCCUGCCCCCACCCCCCGCCCCCUCCCGCGUGCAGGUUGGAGGCGGGCAGGCAGGUGUGGUACGCCGAGGUACCAAUCUCAGUGCUGCUCCUUCCUGGGAUCUGAGAGUCACAAAGUCACCCCGUGCCUGGCGACGUUAUGAUUAUCCAGGCUGGAACCGGGGAAAUCCAGAUUCCAGAGCCUCUGGCGAUUGGUAGGAGGAAAUGUUCCUUCAAAAGUGUUUCACGUCACCCAGGAGAGAUUGGGAUCAGUUCUGUGAAUGGAAAGGGGGGGGGGGAGAGAGAACCGAGAAAAAGAGAGGCAAGGCCCAAGGUCAAUCAGGCAGGGUGAACAUGACGGCACCCACAUCUAUUUUUUUAUAUAUAUAAUUUUUUUACUAGUUUUCAACAUAGCAUUUUCAACAAUAAUUAAACGUACUUUAACAUCUUACACAUUUUUUUUUUUUACUUCCAUCAAUCACAUCUGAAAAUUUUCCAAUCUAUUUACUUGAAUUACAUUUCUUAUUUUCACUGCUGUUGUUGUUUAGACGUGUCGGACUCUUCAUGACCCCAUGGACCAGAGCACGCCAGGCACUCCUGUCUUCCACUGCCUCCCACAGUUUGGUCAAACUCAUGCUGCUAGCUUUGAGAACACUGUCCAACCAUCUUGUCCUCUGUCGUCCCUUCUCCUUGUGCCCUCAAUCUUUCCCAACACCAGGGUCUUUUCCAGGGAGUCUUCUCUUCUCAUGAAGUGGCCAAAGUAUUGGAGCCUCAGCUUCAGGAUCUGUCCUUCCAGUGAGCACUCAGGGCUGAUUUCCUUAAGAAUGGAGAGGUUUGAUCUUCUUGCAGCCCAUGGGACUCUCAAGAGUCUCCUCCAGCACCAUAAUUCAAAAGCAUCAAUUCUUUGGCGAUCAUUCUUCUUUAUGGUCCAGCUCUCACUUCCAUACAUCACUACUGGGAAAACCAUAGCUUUAACUAUACGGACCUUUGUCGGCAAGUUAUUUUCACUAUUACAUUUAAAUCUCAAGACUAAUAUCUCUCUUCUUUGCAAUAUUUCAUAGACGGCACCCACAUCUCAGAGGGCCACUGCUGGGGGAGCAGAGGUGAAAGUGAGGCACAGACAUAUUUAGGGGUGGCAGUGAAGUAGCAUGUGUUUGAUGCACCUCACAUUCCUUUGCACGUGGUCUGCGAACUGGGGCCCAGCAUGCUUUUUCCCACCGCAAGGGAGCCUUGCGUGCCUUUUCCAGAUCAUGAGGUACAGUUGCUUGAGAUAGUCAAAUGCCAGGGGCUGGCAGUGAGAACUACAUCACCACAUUGCAGGAGGACCACAACUUCUUCUCUCAAUAGCCACACACUUGGUUUCAUCCAUAGUUCCUUGUUCCGUUUUUAAAAAAAAAAUAUUUUAUUUAUUUUAUGUACAAUCUUUACAACAGAGGACUUUAUAGCCAAAAUAAACCAAGAUUGAAGCAAUAACAUGACUCUCCUGUUUUUAUUUCUACUAAAUUCUUCUCAGAUUUCCUUAUUUUACUAUUCUUUAAGUCUUCUUCUUUUAAUUCCUUGUUCUUAACCUCCUAAAUUGCAUGUUUGUCCUCUACAAUUUUCCAAUUACUGCCUUAUACCUCCCUCCCCCUUUACCCAUUACAGUGGUACCUUGGGUUAAGAACUUAAUUCAUUCUGGAGGUCCAUUCUUAACCUGAAACUGUUCUUAACCUGAGGUACCACUUUAGCUAAUGGGGCCUCCUGCUGCCGCUGUGCCGCCGGAGCACGAUUUCUGUUCUUAUCCUGAAGCAAAGUUCUUAACCCGAGGUACUAUUUCUGGGUUAGCGGAGUCUGUAACCUGAAGCGUCUGUAACCUGAGGUACCACUGUACUUCCCUUCAGCCAUGUGCGAUCUUCUCUUCAUACUGUUAUUUCUUGUUGUGUUGAUAGCUAUGAAGUUUGUUUUUCCAUUUGUACUGUAAUAUUCUCUUGUAUCCUUGCGUACUUCAUUCUAUUGCAUGUUAAAUUUAAGCUCUGAAACCAAAUCUUAUCAUAUAUUCCUGUACGCAUUCCCAUUCUUUGUAAGUUCUGGGCGUCUGCCGUCUCUAAGCACUGCUAGAAGUUCUUUCCUGCUUAUUUUUAUGCUGCCUUUCUGCAAAAAGAUUGAAAUGCAUGAAGCAAACAAAGUCAUAAAAGCAUACAUACUCCGCGGCAGCCUGCCUUGCCCUGGCUUCUGAAGCAUGGGGUUAUUUGCAGUAAAUGGACCGUAAGAGAUUUCUUUUUGAAAAAAUGAAGAGCGCUUAAUCUUCCAGAAUCCAGAGGAUCAAGUUGUGUUGCUUGUUGGCAGCAGCUCAGGUACAUUCUAAAGACCUUAGAUGCAACUACCCAGGACUUUGCUUAGCCCAGGCCGCAAAGCAGAGGAACCCUCUGAUAUUAAACGGCAAUAUAGAGGGGGAUUGCCCUGGGAAAUACACCCAGUUCACAAAGUUUGGCGUUAGUGUCAUAGAUUAGAUCUUAAUCUCAAGAUUUGCAUACAAGUUGGUCACGGAGUUCCAAGUGGGCUAUAACAUUGAAAGCGACCACUUACCCUUAACUCUGGCUUUUGCAGGUCCGCUCCUCAACAAUUCUAUCGUAAAACCGCAAUAUAUCCCUAAUGCAAAUCUUGGCAUAGGUAAAGGUAAAGGGACCCCUGACCAUUAGGUCCAGUUGUGGCCGACUCUGGGGUUGCGGCGCUCAUCUCGUUUUAUUGGACGAGGGAGCCGGCGUACAGCUUCCGGGUCAUGUGGCCAGCAUGACUAAGCCGCUUCUGGCGAACCAGAGCAGCACACGGAAACGCCGUUUACCUUGUCACUGGAGCGGUACCUAUUUAUCUACUUGCACUUCGUGCUUUCUAAUUGCUAGGUUGGCAGGAGCAGGGACAGAGCAACGGGAGCUCAUCCCGUCACGGGGAUUCGAACCGCUGACCUUCUGAUCAGCAAGUCCUAGGCUCUGUGGUUUAACCCACAGCACCAUCCACGUCCCUAAAAUCUUGGCAUAUCCACAGCUAAAAGAGUCAAAUGGUCCCCCCUACUCAACGCAGCCCUGGCUCACCUUCUUCAAACAGCUGAGCUAAAGGACAUCCAUACUGUGAUUAUAUCGGCUAACUCCACUGCUGAGGCCAUGAAACUAUUCAAGACACUCACAGAAAGGCUAAAACUACACUUAACAACCGUGAUCCAAAAUACUGCCACAAAAAGGUUAACAGAAUUUGCCACCUGGUUUGACUCUGAGUGUAGACAGGCAAAGGGACACCUGCAGAGAGCUUACCAUAAAUAUAGGACCUCCUGGUCGUCUCUCUUAUUUACUGCAUACAUUUCUCUUAGACGGAAGUACAUUCAAUAACUUUUACUAUUUGGAAAGGCUGUUAUUUGACUGGGGAGAGGAAAGGAAUCGAGUACACUCCAGAAAUUAAUAUUUCUUACAAAUAUUCACUAUAUUAAACAUUCUGUUCAAUACCACAGACAUAGGCGCAAGUUAGUGACAGAGAUUUACCAGGGACAGAAAGCAGGAUAAAUAUAGGCAUUUGGAGCAUAUGCUGACUCCAGGUUCAGAAACUGAUUCCUGAUCCUCACAGUGCACCCUUUCUAAACAGAAACGGGCAGGAAACCAGUGGCGGGGUCUAUCCCCAAUUGACUUUUCUACUCUGUUUCUGUAUGACUGGUUUCAUACCUAGAUUGCCGCAGAGGAACAGAUCUCUGCCUUCUUUCACGCCCUGUUUUUUUCCCUCCCCCCCCCCCCAUCUGCCAAAGACUUCACAAACCAGGAGCUCAUCUAGUUGAGCCAAUACUUCCCAAAUUCAGAUCUUUCCCACCCUAGUGGCCUCAAGUGCUCCUGUGAGAUUGCUGCUCAGCAAUCAUCUGAAAGCUGAAUUAUAAAGGUAAAGGGACCCCUGACCAAUAGGUCCAGUCAUGACCAACUCUGGGCUUGCGGUGCCCAUCUCUCUUUAUUGGCCGAGGGAGCCGGCGUACAACUUCCGGGUCAUGUGGCCAGCAUGACUAAGCCGCUUCUGGCGAACCAGAGCAGCGCACGAAAACGCCGUUUACCUUCCUGCCGGAGCGGUACCUAUUUAUCUACUUGCACUUUGACGUGCUUUUGAACUGCUAGGUUGGCAGGAGCAGGGACCGAGUAAUGGGAGCUCACCCCGUUGUGGGGAUUCGAACCGCCAACCUUCUGAUUGGCAAGCCCUAGGCUCUAUGGUUUAACCCACAGCGCCACCCGGUCCCUUAUAAAGCUGAAUUAUAGGCCCCCAUAAAAAACAGAAGCAAAGAAAAAUGUGAAGUAAACGGCAGGCUAGCAGCUCUUCACUGAUACUAAUGGCCACAGAACAACACACAAGGCCUACACAGAUAUGAAAUGCCUUUAGUUCAUUGUAAGUAGGAGAGAGUAUUCUCUGUGCCUUGAAAGCAAAAAAAUAAAAAAAAUAAAAAGACUCUGUGCCAUGGCACCAGGCACAUACUUUAGUCCUGGCAGGUAUUAUGUAUGCAGAGAGCUUCUGAGUUGUCAGGAAACAUCCUUUUUAUUUAAAAGGAUUCCAUCGUAUAUGAUUCCACUAAUCUACUUUGACACAAUAUCAGAGCAUUGCACCCCAUCAUCCCUGUUAGAUCUCCUAGAUCAUGUAAUGUAACAGGGUGGAGUGGGGUGGAAAGCCAGGUCUUGGGUGGAUCUUGAAUAAUAAGUAGUUGAUGAAGAAUCCUCCCCUCUCCUACUCCAACACCCUUCCAAGUCAAUCAAGAAGAAUGUCAUCUAUUUCUGUCUUGCUAAUCGCCAGCCCUGCCUUGCUAGGGCAGUGUUUGGUACACAGUCGUCUUUAGCAUCCUAAGCUGAUUAAUAUUCCUUGAAGGAGAGAUGGGAAACCUCAGGGAAGAACUAUUAGCGGAGAGAUGGAACCUCAAAGCACCACUGGUUCCUUAGGCAAAUAAAAACAGCAUUUUAUUGUGUGUGUGUGUGUGUGUGUGUGUGUGUGUAUAAUUUUUAUUAAAUUUUCUGUUUUACAAUUUAAAACACUCAUUUAAACAUCUUUAAAAUAUCAGUGACUUCCCUUCUUCUCUUUCCCUGCUUCAUUUUGCAUAUCAUAAAGCCCUGAAUAUUUUACAUAAACUAAACCAUUCAGUAUUCCAUUACAGUGGUACGUCUGGUUAAGAACUUAAUUCAUUCUGGAGGUCUGUUCUUAACUUGAAACUGUUCUUAACCUGAAGCACCACUUUAGCUAAUGGGGCCUCCUGCUGCCGCUGUGCCAGCGCUGCACGAUUUCUGUUCUCAUCCUGAAGCAAAGUUCUUAACCCGAGGUAAUAUUUCUGGGUUAACACAGUCUGUAACCUGAAGCGUAUGUAACCCGAGGUACCACUGUAUCACAUCCAUCAAAAUUUAUUUACACUGUUGAAUUUAUCUUAAUGCUGCCAAUGUUUUCAAGUGUACACAAUUUCCUCCCCAUAUAUUCAAUAAACAUUUUCCAAUCUUCUCUAAAUGUAUGUUCUUCUUGUUCUCUUUUUCUAUAUGUUAAGUCCGCAAGCUGAGCAUAUUCCAUCAGCUUAAGUUGCCAUACUUCUUUGGUUGUGACCUCGCUCGUUUUCUGUUUUGGGGCCAAAGUAUUGGCAUACAUAAAUAACAUUUUAACAUACUAACAGAAUUUCAUUGUCAAGCAAUAAGAAUUAGCAGCUGGGCACUCAAGUGUUUAAUUUGUAAGAACUGCUUUUCUUGCUUCAUCUGUGGAAUGGAAAUUUGAGCAAUUGUAAAAGCAGUUUGCAAAUUAAGAGCGAUAGGUAGGAAGUGGCACAUGCAUACGAUGAAUGACAUACUUGCUGGCAGUAGGUAAUGAAAUAUGGGGGUGCAAGAAAGUCAGUGGGGUGUGAGGAAGAAGACUCAGCAGCCAAUUACAGAAAAGUGAGAGGAAGGAGACUGCGAAAGGCUGGGAAGUAGGAGCACUACAUUGGCUUGCCAGCAGGGGGCGCAACAGAACUAACCAGAAAUGUUCUUACCCAUCCUGCCAAAAGUGACAGCUGUUCAGAUCUAACGCACAUGUAAUGAAGUGUUUUGUUGUGCUGGCUUUUAUGGGCUGGGUUCUACCAACCUCGUGGAUGACAAUUUGCCGGAAUACUAGAGAGCAUGAUACAUUGCAUUUCCAUCUCGUAUUUUCUCCAAAUACAUUGUGGUUUUUAAGAUUUUUUACAUCAGGAAAUGCCUUUUGCCGGAUCAUGCCCUUGGUUCCUCUAGUUCCUUAUUGCCUGCACUGGCCACCUGGCAGCAUUCCCCAGGGUGUCUUUAUUUUUUUUAAAAAAAUAUUUAUACUUUUCAAGUUUAUACAUUUCAUUAGUUUUACAAUCAAUUUAACAUUUCAAAGUUUGAUUUCCUUCCCCCUCUUUCUGCGGUUCCUUAAAUUUAUUUUUUAAUAUCUUCUGCAUAUCCAAAUUCAUUUAAUUUGCUCAUUUAAUUAUCUACUUUAAAUAUGUACUCUUAUUACAAUAAUCCUGCCAAUGUUUUUAUCUGUUUGCAAUUUAUCUGCAAAUAUUCAAUAAACUAUUUCCAUUCUUUUAUAAAAUGUUUGUCAUCUUGAUUUCUUAUUCUUCCAGUCAGUUUUGUCAUUUCUGCAUAUUCCAUAAGUUUUCACAUCCAUUCUUCCUUUGCUGGGACUUAGGUAGCUCUGUCCCUAUAAUUCCCAAAGAAAAGGUUCUGGUUUGUUUUUUUACAAAAGUUAUUUUGAAUAUCCUUUCCAAUUCAUUGUAUAUCAUUUCCCAGUGAGCUUUAACCUUACUACAAGACCACCACUUAUGAUAAAAUGAACCUUCUUUCUCUUUACAUUUCCAACACUUAUUUGAUUUAGAUUUAUACAUUUUUGCUAGUUUACUAGGUGUUAGAUACCAACGAUAUGUAAUUUAAAUAUAAUUUUCUCUUAAACCAUAACAUGCUGUAAAUUUUAUAACCAUAUUCCACAGUCGUUCCCAUGCUUCCAUGUCUAUACUGUGACCGAUAUGUAAUGUAUACAUUAGCGCAUGGGUCAACAAAUUAAGGCCCAGGGACUGGAUCAGGCCCAAUUGCCUUCUGGAUCCAGCCCACAAACAGUCUAGGAAUCGCCGCAUGGAUUGGCAUGGAUCUGAUUCUGAUCGUUCGGGCUGUGCCAUUCCCCCCCCCACACACAAACCACGGCGGCGCUUCCUCCCUCCCUCCUCCUGGCUUCUCCUCGCCCUGCCUAGAGGAGGAAGGGGGCUGGGCUUUGUUGGUGCCAGCAGCAGCAGCGCUCGAGUGGCCGCCAUUUAAAGCAGCCCCUCUUCAGAGCCCUUUCGUGCGCCACUCAUUGUUUCUCUGCCGCCAGCCCCUGCUGCUCGCAAGACACAAGAGCCGCGGUUAAUUGAAAGCCCCUCUCGAGCAACCGCCAUUUAAAGCAGCCCCUCUUUGGAGCCCUUUUGUGCGCUGCUCAUCAUCCCUCAUUCAUUCUUUCUUUCCAAAAUAUAGUCCAGCCCCCCACCAAGGUUUGAGGGACAGUAGACCGGCCCCCUGCUGAAAAAAUUUGCCGACCCCUGCAUUAGCAGCACAUAAGCAGCACACAAAACACUACCAAACCAUUCUACGUUCUAAAUCUCAUAUUAAUACAGUAAUCCAAAAAUUGAGAGAAUAAGGUACAAGAUCUACUACAGAAGCCACAAACAGAAAACUGUUCCUUUAGCCAGGCUAAAGAUAUCCAUGAAGAUACCCUUGAGUGUAACAUCGCCGACACUUCGUUUGAUCAAACUUACCUUUGUUGAGAUCUACAGGAGCCUGGCUAAAGGAACUUUAAAGACUGAAUCUUCCUUUUGGACACAAUUUGAAUGAGUUUUCUGUUUGUGGCUUCUGUAGUAGAUCUUGUACCUUGUCCUCUCAAUUUUUGGAUUAUAAAUAUGAGAUUUAGACCAUAGAAUGGUUUGGUAGUGUUUUGUGUGCCGCUUAUGUGCUGCUUACUCUAUACUGGUCUACUACGAGAAUUGGCAGCAUAGGUUCAUUUCUUUAGACCCCUGCAUUAGCAGCUUAAAACACAGUGAGGUCAUCCCCCCCACAUUUAUGCUUCAAAUCACAUUUGCAGCAUUGCUGUGCGCACCAGGUGUGUGUGUGUGUGUGUGUGUAAGGAUGUCUUCACUUGAUGCGUAUUACCCAAAUUGUUUCCCCACACCUGCACCCCUCCCAACUCCUAUUCAAGGAAGCUGUCAACCGCACAAGGGCAGAGGCCGUCUGAAGCGUACAUAGCUCAGUUUAACCACAGCUUGCAUUUUCAAGUCGGAUGAAAGCUAGUUUAAGCGAAAGCGCAUCAAACAGGAGCAUCAUUUCUUGUAUCAUGGAAUUACAGCCUUGGAAGGGACCCAAAGUUACAUCUAGUCGAAGCCCCGUAAUGCAGGAAUCCCUGAAAGAUGGCCGUCCAGUGACAGGCAGAGGCGUUUCUCGAGAAACUACUACGGGAUACCCUACCUGCCCGCAGACUGUCUCGACAGAGUGGUGCAUGUUCUGGUUAUCUCCUGCUUGGACUACUGCAAUGCACUCUACAUGGCACUACCUUUGAAGGUGACCUGGAAACUGCAAUUAAUCCAGAAUGCGGCAGCAAGACAGGUGACUGGGAGUGGCCACCAAGACCACAUAACACCGGUCCUGAAAGACCUUCCUUGGCUCCCAGUACAUUUCCGAGCACAAUUCAAAGUCUUGGUGCUGACCUUUAAAGCCCUAAACGGCCUCGGCCCAGUAUACCUGAAGGAGCAUCUCCACCCCCAUUGUUCAGCCCGGACACUGACGUCCAGCUCCGAGGGCCUUUUGGCAGUUCCCUCACUGCGAGAUAUGAGGUUACAGGGAACCGGGCAGAGGGUGGCGCCCACCUUGUGGAAUGUCCUUCCAUCAGAUGUCAAGGAAAGAAACAACUAUCUGACUUUUAGAAGACAUCUGAAGGCAGCCCUGUUUCGGGAAGUUUUUAAUGUUUGGAGUUUUAUCACUUCUUAAAAUUAUUAUUAUUAUUAUUAUUAUUAUUAUUAUUAUUAUUCCGUUGGGAGCCGCCCAGAGUGGCUGGAAAAACCCAGCCAGUUGGGGUGGGGUAUAAAUAAUAAUAAUAAUAAUAAUAAUAAUAAUAAUAAUAAUAAUGGUUGUUGUUGUUAAUUAUUAUUAUUAUUAUUGAUUGUGGCUAACGGUCAUAUGUACUUGUCUUCAAACACCAGUGGUGGGGGCACAUUGGGGCUGGAGUAAGCAGUAAGCAGUAAUGGAUACAUAGACUAAUUGUCAGGCUGUGUAUGAGAGAGAGGGAGAGGGAGAAAAACAGGCAGGUAACUAAACAAGGCAGCCCAGGAAUGCUGGUAAAUAAUUCAGCCAGACAGCUGAUAAGGUCUCUGACCCAGGAAGGCGGAGGCGAGGAAGGUUUUCAAGGGCGCCAGGACCCGGAAUCACUUUUGCCGGCUGUGGAGAAACUCUCUUCCCUUUGCCCAAGUCCGCCUGCCUCUCAGCUUUCCCUGAACUCAAACCGGCCUGACCAGCUUUCUUCUCCAUCUCUGCCUCUGGACACACACGCACACCGGGGAUCGAAGCCAAACUGGGCCCUGCCAGGUUGGAGAUGUGGAGAGAUGCCUCCUCUUUGACUUUGCCGUUCGGGCUAUGCAGAGGCAUCUCUUUGUGCUUUUGAUCUGAGCGGGGCAGAGGGGGGCUUGGAGGGCGCCCUCCCCACCCCGGGCACAAGCUUCACCCCCCCAGCCACAGCCGGAGGUCUCACCUGGAGGACAGGCAGCUCACAUUUGGGGCACUGGCUGCUGCAAAGGUAAGCGAAAAGAGCAGAGGGGUAAAAGCAGAGUAGCUGCAUUAGGGAGGUAGGAUUGUAGACUUGGAAGGGAUGCCAGGGGGGUCAUCUAUUCCAACCCCCCACAAUAAAGGAAAGGGCCUACAGUGCCAGUGUUGGCCUGCAGGCUUUGAGAGGGUGGCAUAGUGCUGGACAAGGGGAAAUGCUUUGACUGAAAGCAAAGCAAAACUCAUAAUAGCACAAUACCGAGAUUAUUAUUAUUUUCCUCUUGAAUUGGAACAGGGCCAAGGUAGCUCCCUUUUGCCAUUUAAGAAAUCUGGAAAUUGGCCAAAGUGGUUUCUCAGACUGGCACCAAUUUGGCUGCUUUUUAAAUAGUUCUGCGGAAGAGGGGAUUUUGGCAGGUGGUGCUUGCUUAUUAGGUAAGGAGCAGAAAAGCUGCAUCUGCGGAGACUUCCAAACUCUCGCUUUCCAUCACCAGGGUUUCCCAAACAUGGAUCUCCAGCUGGUUUUGGACUACAAUUCCUAUCAUCCCUGACCACUGGUCCUGCUAACUAGGGAAGAUGGAAGUUGUAGUGUAAAAACAGCAGGAGACCCAAGUUUGGGAAACCCUAAUCUAGAGGAACACGGUCCCCCCUUCCCCAUGCUUGCCAGGCCUACAGAAUACUGUUUUGCGGAGGCAAAGGAAAUAACAAACUCAGGUAUGCAAUGUGGGGCAAAGGGAAGGCCCUAUAAGUUGCAUCAAGAUGUUUGCAUGUGCAGGUAACUGUGGCUAGGAGCACUUGUGCCCAUUUAAACCUCAGGGGCACCAAACCUUUCACCUGUACUUCUAUGGGUAAAGGUAAAGGGACCCCUGACCAUUAGGUCCAGUUGUGGCCGACUCUGGGGUUGCGGCGCUCAUCUCAGUUUAUUGGCCGAGGGAGCCGGCGUACAGCUUCCAGGUCAUGUGGCCAGCAUGACUGAGCCGCUUCUGGCGAACCAGAGCAGCGCACAGAAACGCCUUUUACCUUCCCGCCGGAGCGGUACCUAUUUAUCUACUUGCACUUUGACGUACUUUCAAACUGCUAGGUUGGCAGGAGCAGGGACUGAGCAUCGGGAGCUCAACCCGUCGCGGGGAUUUGAACCGCCGACCUUCUGAUCGGCAAGUCCUAGGCUCUGUGGUUUAACCCACAGCACCACCCGCGUCCCAUCAUUUCUAUGGGUACUUUACAUAAUGACAGUAGGUUCCCUCAAGAAGCUGCUGUGCUGAAGGGAAAAUCUGAAGGAAAGCACAACAGCCUAUAGGACACUGUCCCAAUGUGACUGAUUAAAAAAAAGGUCUUUGUACCCAGAUUUGCAGGAAUUUACAGGGAGCAUACAUAGGAUGACUUACUGGGAAUGAAUUUCCCAUUUAAAUCCUUUAACCAUCAUGUCUCAUGCACAACUGUGCAUGUUAAAUAAAAACGUAGCAGAAAAACACGGGGCGACUUUCCUAACCUCAGGAUUUGAUUGUGGAGGAGGAGCGGAAUCUGAACUGCCUACAUUAACACCAAGAUGUGUGUGUGCUUGAUCCAGGUUAACACAGAAUAUAAAAGUCUGUGACCUUGUGAUAUAUUACAUUUUUAUGAUGCAUGUUUGGGAGCAGCUAUAGCCUCAGGCUGGCCUUGGAUUUACUUGGCUGCGCUUGGGAGAGGCAAUUAGUUAGAUUUUUGUUUCCAGCCUAAUACAAGUGUUCCUUAGCCGUGUUAAUUUCUUCCUAGCGCUUUAUCUGCACUCUCUGAAUUUUUCCAGAUAGUAACGCUUCCUUUACAUCAUGUGAUGCGAGAGCAGCAGUGGGUGAGAGAGCUGGCGGGCAGGGAGGGAAAUCUCAGCUGCUAGUCCAGAUGAGCUGGUAGGAUGAGCCCAGGAGGCAAGAUGACUGUUGAGGCAAAACAACAGUUGUGUGUCGAGACCCCGCAGUAACCACUUGUUGGGAAAUAAACUCACACCAGGACACAGAUACGGUAUUAAGUUUAUGUUAUUGGGCAAAUUUGUCCACAACUUUAUUGAAUUACAGAAUGUGAGCGGUAUUGGCUUAGGCAUUGUUUGGACCCGACUAUAUCUGACUCCUAGGGACGCGGGUGGCGCUGUGGGUUAAACCACAGAGCCUAGGGCUUGCCAAUCAGAAGGUCGGCAGUUCAAAUCCCUGCGAGCGGGUGAGCUCCUGUUGCUCUGGCCCUGCUCCUGCCAACCUAGCAGUUCGAAAGCACGUCAAAGUGCAAGUAGAUAAAUAGGUACCGCUCCGGCGGGAAGGUAAAUGGCAUUUCUGUGUGCUGCUCUGUUUCGCCAGAAGUGGCUUAGUCAUACUGGCCACAUGACCUGGAAGCUGUACGCCGGCUCCCUCGGCCAAUAAAGCGAGAUGAGCGCUGCAACCCCAGAGUCAGUCACAACUGGUUCUAAUGGUCAGGGGUCCCUUUACCUUAUAUCUGACUCCUGCCUGCUGCGCAGGUAGUCCGGUAAGAGUAAACCACCGGUAGGGGGAGCCCUGUCGAUGCAAACUAACUCAAGCUCCCCCUGGUGUUCCCAUCGGGGUCGUGUCAAGGCUCUAGCCCCCAACCAGGCUUCAGACAAGAUCACACCCCCAGAUUCCUUUAACGGAAUACCUUUAAGCAUGGAAGGGCAGGUGAUGGCCACACCUCACCUCCCCCACACAAGGUCCAACAAUGCCUAGCCGCCACAAGAGCCCAAAGGCUCGCCACCAAAUACCCUCACAUCUGUAACCAAUGCCUCAAGCCAUCUGCAAUAUCGGCCAGCCAUAUAUCAUUCCCCCAGUCGGAAAGGUGCACGCCAUUGUCGCAAAAUAAGGCCAUCUUGCUGAAAACUAUGGAAGGGUGCACGAUCACCCGGCCAUUCAAAGCAAUCACUUUCUGUGAAAUGGAAAGAUUCAAUCGCUUCCGGGCACGGUCUGUUGCGGCUGGGGAAUUGCUGCCACGCCAAAUGCUGUUCCUCAGAACCUCUUUUGACAGGAUGUAGAGAUGCAGGGCUUGCUUCAGUGGGUGGUAGGGUCCGGCAUUUGCUGAGCCCCCAAGAUGACAAAGGGCCCACCUAAUAAUAAUAAUAAUAAUAAUAAUAAUAAUAAUAAUAAUUUAUUUAUACCCCAGCCACUCUGGGUGGCUCCCAACAGAAUAUUUAAAAUGCAAUAAAACAUCAAACAUUAAAAACUUCCCUGAACAGGGCUGCCUUCAGAUAUCUUCUAAAAGUCAGACAGUUGUUUAUUUCCUUGACAUCUAACGGGAGGGCGUACCACAGGGCGGGUGCCACCACCGAGAAGGCCCUCUGCCUGGUUCCAUCCUCACUUUUCCUAGAGCCACCAGAAAGACAAGAUGAGACAAUGUUUGAUUCACACAUCUCACCCCACAGAAGGUGCCGUGCCCAAUGGUCCCCCAAACCAUGGAGCUGGUACUAAAAUCCAGGAUAUUCAACUGCUUGGGAAUUCCUAGAACCCAGCACACUCCAAGCAGAGCUGCCUCACCCAUGAGGCAAAGUGAGGCAACCGCCUUGGGUAGCAGAAUCCACAAGGGCAGCAAAUCUUGAUGUAGAUCUUUAGUCCCCCACCCUCUUUUUUCUUGAUGAAAAUCUCCACUCACCCAUUCUUCCAUGGCAGGGAGAGAGGUGCCAUUUUGCCAAAAUGUCUUGGGCAAGCCUUGACUUCAGCUAUGUCAUUGGGAGGUGCUGAGGGUCUCUUGAGCAUGCUAUGACCCAAGAGCCCACCAAUAAUAAUAAUAAUAAUAAUAAUAAUAAUUUAUUUAUACCCUGCCCAUCUGGCUGGGCUUCCCCAGCCACUCUGGGCAGCUCCCAACAGAAUAUUAAAAACACAAUAAAACAUCAAACAUUAAAAACUUCCCUAAACAGGGCUGCCUUCAGAUAUCUUCUAAAAAUCAGAUAGUUGUUUACCGGUAUUUCCUGGACAUCUGAUGGGAGGGCCUUCCACAGGGCGGGCGCCACUACCGAGAAGGCCCUCUGCCUGGUUCCCGGUAACCUCACUUCUCGCAGUGAGCUAAACAAAUGGUGAUUUCUAUUGUUUGAAUUGCAGCCUGCACUGUGGCACAAGAUGCUGUCAGUGGCGUAGCGUGGGGGGUGCAGGGGGGGCUAGCCGCACCGGGCGCAACAUCUGGGGGUUAGGGUUAGGGGGCGCAAAUCCACGGGUUAGGGGGCGCAAAUCCUCGGGUUAGGGGGCGCAAAUUACUUGCCUUGCCCCGGGUGCUGACAACCCACGCUAUACCACUGGAUGCUGUUGCGUGUAACUGGGCCUCUUGGCAUCAUGGGAAAUGUAGUUUACAUGUUGAAAGACACUACAGUGGUGCCUCAGGUUACAUAUGCUUCAGGUUACAUACGCUUCAGGUUACAGACUCCGAUAACCCAGAAAUAGUGCUUCAGGUUAAGAACUUUGCUUCAGGAUGAGAACAGAAAUCGUGCUCUGGCGGCACGGCGGCAGCAGGAGGCCCCAUUAGCUAAAGUGGUGCUUCAGGUUACGAACAGUUUCAGGUUAAGAACGGACCUCUGGAACGAAUUAAGUACUUAACCUGAGGUACCACUGUAUAUGCCAGCAGCAGCCAGAGUGGCAGCAAAGGAGUCCAUUCUUCCCCCCACUCCCUGGCUUGUUCAUAAGACCUACAGAUGAACAGGAUCGGGUCCCUAACCCCCCCCCCCCCAGUGCACAGGUGUCUUAUCUGUACCCAAUUCAAGAUCUGACAUGUUAUCUAAAUCAAUUAAUUCAAAUAGCAGAUUAUUUACUGAUGUAGCUCCACUCAGAAAUAACAGGAAGAAUGCUUCCUGCGUUAAGUUAGGCAAGGCAGCAUCUGGCAAUGUUUGUGCCCUAGCACAACAUUUUAAUACAUUUAGAUUAAUAUGUUUAUCAAUAACUUUGAAUUGAUAGCAAUUAGCUACAGACUGUAGCUCUCUCCCUUUUUUGUAUCUGUUUGCCUGUUGACAGGCUUCUGGAUGGUGUGCAUAUGGCAAACACUCAGGAGACCCAGGGUGGAUCUGCACACCACAUGCUAUAAAUAUGUCAGAAAUUAAAUCCUUAUAACAAAAUUAAAAAAAACCACUAUGUAAAAUUGUUGCAUUCAACACACUGUUUUAUGACUAACGUAGGAGAGGCCCCAGGUCACAGUUGGGUUUUAUCAUUACUCUCAUAGAAUCAUAGAGUUGGAAGAGACCACAAGGGCCAUCGAGUCCAACCCCCUGCCAAGCAGGAAACACCAUCAGAGCACUCCUGACAUAUGGCUGUCAAGCCUCUGCUUAAAGACCUCCAAAGAAGGAGACUCCACCACACUCCUUGGCAGCAAAUUCCACUGUCGAACAGCUCUUACUGUCAGGAAGUUCUUCCUAAUGUUUAGGUGGAAUCUUCUUUCUUGUAGUUUGGAUCCAUUGCUCCGUGUCCGCUUCUCUGGAGCAGCUGAAAACAACCUUUCUCCCUCCUCUAUGUGACACCCUUUUAUAUAUCUGAACAUGGCUAUCAUAUCACCCCUUAACCUCCUCUUCUCCACUGCUUGAACAGUGUGAGAUACAGAAGUUUCUGUUUGUGAGAAUAUGUGUGAGUGAGAGAGAUCAUAAUGAUAUCAGGGUUCCUGGCUGCGCAGAGAGUCUACAGAAAUAGAUAGAUAGAUAGAUAGACAGAUCGAUAUAGAUAGAUAGAUAUAGACAGACACAUAUAUACAGUUGUACCUUGGUUUUCGAACAGCUUAGUUCUCAAACAUUUUGGCUCCUGAACGCCGCAAACACAGAAAGAACUGUUCCGGUUUGCAAACUAUUUUUGGAAGAGCCAAACGUCCAAUGGGGCUUCCGCGGCUUCCAAAAAGCUGUGCUUUGGUUUCCGAACGUUUUGGAAGUCAAACAGACUUCCGGAACGGAUUCCAUUCGACUUCCAAGGUAUGACUCCGUGUGUGUGUGUGUGUGUGUGUGUGUGUGUGAGAGAGAGAGAGAGAGAGAGAGAGAGAGAGGCAAGGCCUGCCAUUGCAAUGCUGCUCAGCAUUACCUGCACUGAUUACAUCAUGGGUAGGCAAACUAAGGCCCGGGGGCCGGAUCUGGCCCAAUCGCCUUCUAAAUCCGGUCCACGGACGGUCUGGGAAUCAGCGUGUUUUUACAUGAGUAGAAUGUGUCCUUUUAUUUAAAAUGCAUCUCUGGGUUAUUUGUGGGGCAUAGGAAUUCAUUCAUUCCCCCCCCCCCAAAAAAAUAUAGUCCGGCCCCCCACAAGGUCUGAGGGACAGUGGACCGGCCCAUGGCUGAAAAUGUUUGCUAACCCCUGGAUUGUAUGAACAGGGUCAGUGUCACUGUGUAAAAGAUUUCCCCAGCCCUGAAUAAUGCAACAAGUGCUCUCUGCAACAAGCCUCAGUAGGAGGAAGAUCAGCAAUACCCGAGAUCCCCUUUAAACAUUACACAAAUGGCAUGGCUGCUUGCCACCAGCACAUCAUGCAUCAUUAUAAAGCUUCCAUUCUGUCCUAUCAUGCUCUUAAGGGCAGUUUGUGCGAUUAAAUAUCGCACCCCAUGAGAUUUGUUGCCGUGCCUGACCACUUAGGAGGAUGGAAACUUUGUGUCACUAGAGCAAUGGAGGGAAUAACCACAGGAAGAUAAAUAACCACAGUGUUGCUAAAACCAGGACUGAAUUAAACGCUGGAAGCAUGGCUGGCCCAGGCAUUUUGGUUCCCCCAGUACUUCAUUCCAUCUGGUAAAAGAUGCUGGAGUGCCAUUUCCAGAGCCUGCACAGCCUUGUGUGCAACGCAAGAUGAGUUUGGAUUUGAUAUCCCACUUUAUCACUACCCAAAGGAGUCUCAAAGCGGCCAACAAUCUCCUUUCCCUUCCUCCCCCACAACAAACACUCUGUGAGGUGAGUGGGGCUGAGAGACUUCAAAGAAGUGUGACUAGCCCAAGGUCACCCAGCAGCUGCGUGUGGAGGAGCGGGGAAGCGAACCCGGUUCACCAGAUUACGAGUCCACCACUCCUAACCACUACACCACACUGGCUCUCUCAACUCUCAACUCAACUCUCUCAACUCAACGCAAGAGUUGUGACUCAGCAUCCUUUGUAGUUCAGAUGUCCAAGUUAGUCUCAGGACACAUUUUUCCUCGCAGUCAGUGCUCUGAGGCAUGGAAGUGUUUUUUUAGCAACACAAACCGUUCUCACAGAUUAUCAGACUCUAUAAUAAGCUGGGUGCCACAUAGCAAUGAAGGAUUAAUGCUUUCAGAUCAUGUAUGAUCAGGCAUGGUGGCUUACAUGUGCAAUCCAAAAAUGCUUGGAAAACAUAUAGGCUAUUUUUAUUAUUAUUACCCAUGAAAUGACGAGCGUGCCUUGUCGUGCCUUGAUUACAAGUUUGUAGGGCCACCAGGGGCUGGAUAAAUUUAUCUGGGGGAGGUCCCAGUUCCAGCCCAGUUGUCCAUUUCUGCUCCAUGGUUUUGCAAGAAAUCUAGAGGUGCGCCUCUCAGAUUGUAGGUUGCAGGUCAAUUUAGGACCUUUAAAAACGGUGUCUGUCCAGCUUAGAGGAUGGUUUGGGUCGCUUCUGCACUUGGCCAGUCCUUAGUGGGGUGUGUGUGGGAGGUAUGGGGGUGAGGUAACCAGGAUGGGCUUAUCCCUGGUUGGAGGGGCAUGCCAAAAUCCCAACAUCCUAGAAAAAUGCAACCUGUGCUUCAGAUAGAAGUAGUGCGACUCAUGCAACACGUUGGCAAUUAAUAUACACAGAAUAAUCAAUUAUACAUUCUUUAUCAACCUUCUGAGAAAAAUACAAAACAUUAAACAAAGCCACAGAGACUUGCGAACUACCCAACCUAUAAUGUCUGGUUUCAAAAGAUUUUUCAAUUGCUUAACUCAGUCUUUUAGAUAAGUUCAUGAAGAUACCAACAAAAGGUAAAGGGACCUCUGACCAUUAGGUCCAGUCGUAGCUGACUCUGGGGUUGCAGAGCUCAUCUCGCUUUAAUGGCCGAGGGAGCCAGCGUACAGCUUCCGGGUCGUGUGGCCAGCAUGACUAAGCCCCUUCUGGUGAACCAGAGCAGCGCAUGGAAAUGCCAUUUACCUUCCCUUUCGAACUGCUAGGUUGGCAGCAGCAGGGACCAAGCAAUGGGAGCUCACCCCGUUGCGGGGAUUCGAACCGCCAACCUUCUGAUCAGCAAGUCCUAGGCUAUGUGGUUUAACCCACAGCACCAACCGCGUUCCUAGUGGAGUUGUAGAUAGAUGUUAAUGAAGUUGUAGACUGUUGAUAGAAACGUCCCAACAUCCAGCUACCAAGUGGAAAAAUAAUUACGCUAGGCCAGGGAGCCUCCUGGCACGCAGCGUUGCACCUCAGUUGCAUCAUUCACCCUCUGCUGCUUCUCAGGUAUGUCCCAGGCACCCUUCAGUCUGGCCCACCUCCCUCAGUCAUGGGCGCCCCCCCCCCACUUCGCCAACAUCUAUACAUAUGAGUAGUAAGUCUCUGGACUUCUGACGUCAGACUUCCUGGAUCCCAGCCAGGAACAGGAUCCGACCAUUAGUCCCUUUUGUCCUAGCAAACAACUGUUAGCUCAGUUCCUUAUUGGAAGGCUCUCAGCAAAGUGCUGACCUGCAGGACUCCACAAAAAAGGAAUUAAUAAGCAACCCUGUAUUAUUAAAUCAUCUAUUCCCAUCUAAUUAAUCAUUUAUUUGUCCAGCAAAAAGAAAGCUGGCUAUAUAACAGUGUUUCCUAAACUUCUGGUAGCUAGGGCACUUUUUUUCUUUGAAUCAAAGCGGGGGGCCACUUCUUCACUUUUGCACCCAAAAUGACUUAUUAACAGAGUGUGAAUUAGCUGCCUUCAGAGGAGCCCACCGCUGUGUUUCUGCAUGAGUCACUGUUCUGAGUGAGGCUUCUUUUUGGAGCUAGGCAAGCUCAAAGCAGUCAUCGGUCUAUUCUGUCUCAGCUAGAAUGGGCUUUUUAAAAACCUGGAGUUUUUUGGUUGUUGCUCUGAUCACUGCAUUUUUGCAUUUCUGCACUGUACAUUGUGAUGCUGCUACUUUAGCACCUAGAGUGUCUUUCAAUGGGCUGCCAUGCAAAUUUAAUUCAAUACUAAAGGUAAAGGGAACCCUGACCAUUAGGUCCAGUCAUGACCGACUCUGGGGCUGCGGCACUCAUCUCUCUUUACUGGCCGAGGGAGCCGGCGUACAGCUUCCAGGUCAUGUGGCCAGCAUGACGAAGCUGCUUCUGGCGAACCAGAGCAGCGCACGGAAACACCGUUUACCUUCCUGCUGGAGUGGUACCUAUUGCACUUUGAUGUGCUUUCGAACUGCUAGGUUGGCAGGAGCUGGGCCCGAGCAAUGGGAGCUCACCCCGUCGUGGGGAUUCGAACCGCCGACCUUCUGAGCCGUCCAUUUCUCAGAAGAAAUUAGGGACGUCCCAUUCCAUAAUGAUAAUUUUACUGUUUAUACCCCACACAUCUUACUGGCUUGCCCCAGCAAUUCUGGGCAGCUUCCAACAUAUAUAAAAACAUAAUAAUACAUUUAGCAUUUUAAAAAAAUCUUCCCUGUACAGGAUUGCCCUCGGACGGCUCGGGGGUCGGAUAACUCCAUGCCCUCCACAUUUCUCCAAUGAAAAUAGGAACGUUCCGGGAUCAAAGCAGAAACCAGGAUGGCUUCUCUAAAGCAGGGACAUCCCUGGAAAAUAGGGACAUUUGGAUGGUCCGGAGGUCAGGGAUUGCCCAUGAGGAAGCUCAUUAUAGCUUGGCUCAGCACAGGUCAUUUGGUUUAACCUAAUAGGUAUUGUUAUGAAUGUGGGUGGUCAGUCUGGAUGAAAUUAUUAUUAUAUUAUUCUUAUUAUCAGUGCAUUCCCUCCGCCCCAAAAUGAGGGGUCCUCUCAUUUUGACUCAAGAAAAUCAUGUUAUAGUUCAAAUUGGGAAAAAUAAAUACAGUCAUACCUCGGGUUGAAUGUGCUUCAGGUUGAGCGCUUUUGAGUUGAGCUCUGUGGCAACCCAGAAGUAACGGAGCGCAUUACUUCCAGGUUUCGCCGCUCGCGCAUGCGCAGACGCUCAAAAAUGAUGUCACACGCAUGCGCGGAAGUGGCAAAAUGCGACCCACGCACGCGCAGACACUCUAUCGUGUCUUACGUUCUGCUCAGGAUGCAAACGGGGCUCCCGAGGUACCACUGUACAGUAAAUGGACAAAAGGCCGCCAUCAAGGGUAGCAACGGAACUGACGAUUCACCAUGGUAAAGAAGAAACUAAAAAUUAUAAAAAUUUAAGUUUCUUCUCCCAUUAGAUUCACAAAAUGUUUAGGGGGUAUGCAUACCCCUGCAUCCCCCAGAAAAAAGCACUGAUGAUGAUGAUGAUGAUGAUGAUGAUGAUGAUUAUUAUUAUGCAUGUAACGCCCUUCAUCCAACGAUCACAGGAAGUUUAUGGUAUAAAAACAUAGAAACACAUAACAUAAAAACAAAUGAAACAAUCAUCCCCCUCACUUUAAAAGGCCACGGAUUCUGUAAUUAGCCCAAGGCCUGGAAGAAGAGGAAUGUUCUUACUGGGCAUCUAAAGAUCUGCCGUGAAGGUGCCAGGUGAGCCUUCGUGGGGAGUGCAUUCCAAAAAUGGGGAGCCACUGCAGAAAAGGCCUGUUCUGAUGUACCAUAUAUUUUGCUCUAGGAGGCCUAGUUUGGUCAGAAUCGAGUAUACACUUCCCAAGUUAAAGCUAAAUACAUCACAUCUGCUAAAUGAGCCACCAUAGCUGAUGGAGGGCUGCGGAAAUUUGUGUCCCAGGCUUUUUAGACUCAUCUACCCAUGUGGGACAAGUUGUGGUGCGGGUGGCACUGUGGUCUAAACCACAGAACCUAAGGCUUGCCUAUCAGAAGGUUGGCGGUUCAAAUCCCCAUGACAGAGUGAGCUCCCAUUGCUCGGUCCCUGCUCCUGCCCACCUAGCAGUUCGAAAGCACGUCAAAGUGCAAGUAGAUAAAUAGGUACCGCUCUGGCGGGAAGGUAAACAGUGUUUCUGUGUGCUGCUCUGUUUUGCCAGAAGCGGCUUAGUCAUGCUGCCCACAUGACCUGGAAGCUGUCUGCGGACAAACGCUGGCUCCCUCGGCCAGUAAAGCGAGAUGAGCGCCGCAAUGCCAGCGUCAUCCGCGACUGGACGUAACGGUCAGGGGUCCCUUUACCUUUACCUUUAACCGUGUGCUAUCUGAAACCAAAGGGGCGCAUGGGUUGCCAGAGGCGACGCAUAUUGUAUGCGGGUGGCGCUGUGGUCUAAACCAUUCAUCCUCUUGGGCUUGCUGAUCGGAAGGUCGGUGGUUCAAAUCCCCAUGAUGGGGUGAGCUCCCGUUGCUCUGUGCCAGCUCCUGCCAACCUAGCAGUUCGAAAGCACGCCAGUGCAAGUAGAGAAAUAGGUACUGCUUUGGCGGGAAGGUAAAUUGCGUUUCCGUGCACUCUGACAUCCAUCACAGUGCUCUGUUGCGCCAGAAGCAGUUUAGUCCUGCUGGCCACAUGACCCGGAAAGCUGUCUGCGGACAAACGCCUGCUCCCUUGGUCUGAAAGCGAGCGUCGCAACCCCAUAGUCGCCCUUGACUGAACUUAACCAUCCAGGGGUCCUUUACCUUUAUCUUUUUAUAUUGGCAUUACAGUCAGCUCUCCUCCCCCCCAUUGUUAUGUACUUAAGUGUGAUUGACAAUUACAAUGUGCUGUAUUAGGUGUGUCCUUAAAAGACUGCUUUGAAGCUGUAGCUAGCGCACGUCGUGGCUGCCCACUUCCUUUUGCUUGCGAGUAUGAAAUGAACAUGCCGCCACCGGCUGCUUCUUAGCUUCCGGGCCUAGUUCAAAGCACCGGCGGUUAGCCUUAAAGACCUUUACAGCCUGCGUAUGUUGUACCAGAGGCUGCCUUAUCACUUAUAAACUCUUUAGGGGAGGUGAAAUCCUGCCCAAGAUUCUGUCUCCUGCCAACACAUGGAGCAGGGCUGCGGAGGCAGUGCAAGACCGUGACUCACUUCCUAAGGUGUCCCGACAGAGUUGGACUUGCAUCUUCUUUCCAAGGCUUUCCUGUGCAGGUGCGUGUUGUAUCUUUAGGGUAUUAUCAUCCAUAAUCCAUGUUAAUAUGCUUGCAGGUUUGAUCCCUGUAUGGGCCAGCUGAGUGUUCCCUCAUUGCAGAGGGUCAGAACAGAUGAUCCUCAGGAUCAGUGCUUUAUUUUUUAAAAAAAUGUUUAGGGGUACUCUCAUUUUGACUCGAGAAAAUCACCAUUUUAUAGUUCGAAUCGGGGGAAAUAAAUACAGUAAAGGGACAAAAGGCCGCCAUCAGGGGUAGCAAUGCAACUGACAAUUCACCUUGCUAGGGAAGAAACUAAAAAAAUUAUUCUUUUUAAGAUUUUUCUCCCGUUAGAUUCACAAAAUGUUUAGGGGUAUGUGUACCCCUGCACUCUCCCCCCAUGAAAAAAAGCAGUGCUCAGGAUCCCUCCCAGUUCUGUGAUUCGAUGUAGCAAUGGCAUAGUUUCGUUUGUAUCUAGGUAUGAUUUUAUCCAGUGCUUUUUUUUUUCUUAAAAAAAAUGUUUAGGGGUACUCUCCUUUUAACUCAAGAAAAUCACCAUUUUGUAGUUCAAAUCGGGGGAAAUAAAUACAGUAAAUGGGCAAAACUACAAAGAUGCACAAAAUGUUUAGGGGCAUGCAUAUCCCUGCGUCCCCCCCAGAAAAAAAGCACUGAUUUUAUCAAGAAAUGCUAAGCUGCUUUGAAGUCGAAUGUGGGGCAAAUGACCGGGUGUCACUGACCCCUGUCCCCUUGUGUCUCUACAUGUGGGAAGGUGUGUCACAAUAAUUCAUUGCAUUAGGAUUUCCACACCUCCAGCUCCCUGCAGGUAGCAGGCAGUGAAGUGUAAGGGGGGGGCGGGUUGCCAAGAAGGGGAGGACACAGAAAUGCCUUCACAGCUAGCACCAUUUUAAUAGAUUUCUAGCCCGCCUCUGAAGGUGUAUGUUCUCCCAAGCCAGAUUACAACAGAUCAAUACAAGUCGACGUUAAAAGCCUAAAAUUUAAAAUGGGAUUUUCUAAAAUAACCUAACAUUAAAAUAGCAGUGCAUAAAACAGUCAUUAAAUAUCACAACCAUUAAAUCAUCCAAAUGUAAACCAGAAAGAAUAAGUAUUUAAGGCUUUUCUAAGGCCGACAGAAGGACGCGGGUGGCACUGUGGGUUAAACCACAGAGCCUAGGACUUGCCGAUCAGAAGGCUGGAGGUUCGAAUCCCCGUGACGGGGUGAGCUCCCGUUGCUCGGUCCCAGCUCCUGCCCACCUAGCAGUUCGAAAGCACGUCAAAGUGCAAGUAGAUAAAUAGGUACCACUCCGGCGGGAAGGUAAAUGGCGUUUCCGUGCACUGCACUGGUUUGCCAGAAGUGGCUUUGUCAUGCUGGCCACAUGACCUGGAAGCUGUACGCCAGCUCCCUCGGCCAAUAAAGCGAGAUGAGAGCCGCAACCCCAGAGUCGGUUACGACUAGACCUAAUGGUCAGGGGUCCCUUUACCUUUUUAAGGUCAACAGAGCAUGGGGUGUGUGUGUGGAGAGGGAGAAGUCAUACGAAUUUCCCUCGGGAGGGCAUUUCAGAGAUAAGGGGCCCAAUUCAGAGGAGGCCCUGUGAUGCAAUGAUGUUGUGCCAGCCAUUGGUGUAUUUUAAAAAAUGUUAUCAGGGAGGCAUGGGUGCAGGGAGAGGCACAGUUUGGCAGUGCGCAUGUGCUCCCCGUUAUGCAUAACUGGGUGUGAAUUUUGCAAACUGGGCACUCAGGUAGACUGUAAGUGUUAAAUCUGAAUUCGUAGAGCUGUAUUGUGCAAUGGUAAUGAUGAGAUUCUUAAGAGAAGCAGUAUGGUAAACCAGUCAGAGCAGGGGUAGCCAACAUGGUGCCCUCCAGAGUCCAGACAUGGCUAGAAUCCAGCUUCCACCAGCACCAUGUACCUGUUGGUUGGGGUGAUAGGAACUGUAGUCCAACAAUAAUCUGGAGAGCACCAGGUUUAAACUUCCACUCAGCCAAAGAGCAAACUCAUUACUGUGGUACCGCGAUUUACAAACAGUCCUGUUUACGAACUAUUCGGUUUACGAACUCCGCAAAACCGGAAGUAGUGUCCCAGUUUGUGAACUUUACCUCAGUCUACGAACGGAAGCUGAACGGUGGAAGGGCACCAAUGGCGGGAGGCCUCAUUAGGGAAGCGCACUUCAUUUUAAGAACGGUUUCAGUUUAAGAACGGACUUCAGGAAUGGAUUAAGUUCGUAAACCGAGGUAGCACUGUAUCUGUCACCAUUAGCCUACCUCAGAGGAGUGUUUUGAAGAUAAAAUGGAUGGCUGGAGAACAUGGAUGCUGCCUUGAACUUCUUUGGGGAAAGGGGGGGGGCAGAUAGACAGACAGACAGGCAAAAUUGAAAAGAAAAACUGGAUGUAUGUUUCCAAAAUAUAAGAUAAAAAACAAAUUAAGUAAAACCUACAUACAGCAACAGUGUUUUGUGUUGUGUAGACUCCUAUGAUGUAAGUCAUGGGCCCCGCCUGCUAGCCUGCUCCCUAAAAUAUCACUGGUUUGCUCAUUUCUAUAUACAGUGGUACCUCGGGUUACAUACGCUUCAGGUUACAUACGCUUCAGGUUACAGACUCCGCUAACCCAGAAAUAGUGCUUCAGGUUAAGAACUUUGCCCCAGGAUGAGAACAGAAAUCGUGCUCCGGUGGUGCGGCAGCAGCAGGAGGCCCCAUUAGCUAAAGUGGUGCUUCAGGUUAAGAACAGUUUCAGGUUAAGUACGGACCUCCAGAACGAAUUACCGGUAAGUACUUAACCCGAGGUACCACUGUAUAGGGUGCCUACAUUCUGCAUGGACUGGUUUGCAUGGCAUCAUGUGCAAAUGGCUUUAGAUACCUAUUAGGUCCAUAAGUUACCAUAUAGCAUAUAUUCAACACAAAAAACAGCGACAGUUUGUUGUUGACAAAGGAUAACUGGACAUAUAAAGGGCCCCAUUACCUUCAGUAGCUUAGGGCCUCAUCAAACCUAAAUCCGGCCCUGAAGGCAUCCUAACUUGAACUGGGAGUACACCCCUUGACCAUGCAAGGUAAUGCAGAGCCUGCGUCUAUGGUUGAGCCGAGCCGGCUUGAGGGUUUGCUGACUUGGAAGGCCCUGGAGCCCCCAAACACAGCUCGGUCAAGCUGCGGCCCCAUAACUUUUCUACUAGUUUGGAGGCCUGAUGAGAGGCAUCAGGCAGAAAAUGGCAGCUGUCUUCAUUGGCUGCCUUGCCACCCUCCUACAUAGUGACCUUUGGAGCUGCUGCUGGGAAACGCAAGCCGCCCCCUUUCUCCUGAAGGGGCACUUUGUGACGUUUGUGCGGUUUGCAAUAUUAACCAGGUAGCCUCAGGAGGCCCCUGAAAGCCAGGCAGCAGCUUCUGAGCAGAGCUGGCCUCUCCCAGAUGGUGUCCAGUGAGAGGUUAAUGGGGUGAGUUAACCUGGGUGAAUGUACUUGUGCAGCCAGGCUAAGCUCUGUGCAAGUCCAUAGGAUUAGGCAAUCCAUUCGCUUUAUAAAUGGGCAUUAGCUCAGGGUCACCAAGAGAGAAAGAUGCUGAUGCGACAAGUCCUUGGUGAUGGAGCUGCAGCACUUUUUACUGGGAGCACACCCAUGGGAUCAUGGGCACAAAUACUUCCCUCCCCCAGUACCCCUCCCCAUGCAGAAUCAGAUGCUCAUUGAAUACCCACGAACAGCAUGAAACUCACUGUGAGAUAAUAAUUAAUAAUAAUAAUAAUAAUAAUAAUAAUAAUAAAAAAUUAUUUACACCCCGCCCAUCUGGCCGGGCCUCCCCAGCCACUCUGGGCGGCUUCCAACAAAACACUAAAAUACAAUAACCUAUUAAACAUUAAAAGCUUCCCUAAACAGGGCUGCCUUCAGAUGUCUUCUAAAAGUUUGGUAGUUAUUUUUCUCUUUGACAUCUGGUGGGAGGGCGUUCCACAGGGCGGGUGCCACUACCGAGAAGACCCUCUGCCUGGUUCCCUGUAACUUGGCUUCUCGCAGUGAGGGAACCGCCAGAAGGCCCUUGGCGCUGGACCUCAGCGUCCGGGCAGAACGAUGGGGGUGGAGACGCUCCUUCAGGUAUACUGGACCGAGGCCGUUUAGGGCUUUAAAGGUCAGCACCAACACUUUGAAUUGUGCUCGGAAAUGUACUGGGAGCCAGUGUAGGUCUUUCAAGACUGGUGUUAUGUGGUCUCGGCGGCCGCUCCCAGUCACCAGUCUAGCUGCCACAUUCUGGAUUAGUUGUAGUUUUUGGGUCACCUUCAAAGGUAGCCCCACAUAGAGCGCAUUGCAGUUGUCCAAGCGGGAGAUAACUAGAGCAUGCACCACUCUGGCAAGACAGUCCGCGGGCAGAUAGGGUCUCAGCCUGCGUACCAGAUGGAGCUGGUGAGAGCAGUGUAUAACCAACCGGGCAUCGUGGAACAUUAUUUGUAUUUAUGUGUGCUGCUCCCCUAGCGCGUAAGAAAACCUCUCUGUGUGUGGCUUGGGGGCACACACUCAUUCUCUCAUUUUCCCUGCCUGAAACGGGCCAUUUGUACCAAUGGACGUCAAUUGUGGCACAACAGCAUAAUUUGUGUCCUCACUUCCUGGAUGCACAUUUACCUUUCUGAACAUUGCCUGUGUGUGUGAGCAUCAACAAUCUCUUCCUCUCAUUACAAUCUCGCACAGGGAGAUCUUCCAAGAGGGCUGUGUGCCCCUUUGGAAUAAGAUCUUCCUGCUUCUUCCCACUCUUACUACCGGUUAUGUAUUCAGUGGUUUGUGUUUGUCUGAGCUUGAGUCUGGACUCAGGAUUCUGAGCUCCUGUGCUCUGAUUCGAUACAUGAUGUCCAGUCACAGAACAUUUCAGCAUUUGGGCCUCUGCCAUUGGCCCUUGAACUCUGAGUUGUGAUUCGCAGUUUGGAAGUUUAGAGAGCCAAUCAUGUUGGGAGUGGGAGUGGCCCAGGCUUUCAGGAAUGUAUAUAAGCGGUUGCUUUGCCCCUGUUUCCCAGUUAUGUAGUUUAAUAAAGGUUCUUGCUGUUAUCACUGUUAUCACUUCACUACCUAUAAACUUACACUUCACUACCCAAAUCUAAGGUGGGCUGCCUUAGGAUAAGUCUUGCACUGCGCAUGUAUGUCUAAACCAUACGUUUUCCCAGCCAAAUGUCUCCCAAGAGAGAAGGAUGUCAACAACAAGAAGAAAUUGGCAAUCCAUUAAGGAUUGGGUGGGUAAAGAUAUUAUGCAUAAAAACAAGCCUCUUUCAGUGUUUCACAAAUGAUACAAGGUUAGAUGCACAUAUUUUGUUCUUGGUUAUUUGUACAGUCUUGAAUACAUGUACUCUUCACUUCUGAGCAGUGACAAGUUCCAGGGAUAGUGCUACAUGGUGUCCUUGUAGUGUUUGCUUUACUUAUAAGCAAGCAGAGCAGAGCAAUUUGGAAGGAAACAGCUCUCUCCCCACAGCUGGCAGCAGCUGACACAUCCCAAACUCUAAACAGGUAUCUCAUUCCAAUGGCUGAAAAGGAAUCCUCAGCUAUCAGGAGAACAGUUCCUAUAAUUAGCUGUGUUUGAAGAUGCAUCCACUAAUUGUCCUGGAUAAUUAGCCAGUCAUCUGCUGAACAACAGAUAAGUCACCCAGCAUCCAUAACAAUAUUAUUAGGGGUUACACCAUAGUUCCCUGUUUAUGUAUCUAGGGAUUUGGUCAUCAGUAAGCGCGCCGGUUUGGGGGACUCAGAGAAUCAUUCCCUCUUUUCCAGAAUUGAAGGAAGAAGAAGACCAACUUGGGAAUCCUCAUUCCCUUUUAUCUUUCCUGAUAGGUUCCAAAUCCAAUAGCUUCCAUUCUCUGGAAUUUUCUGCUAUCCAGGUUACAAAAGCAGCAUCCAUACUAUUCAUUUGUCGCACCACUCCUGUGUGCUUGGUGAAGCAGGACACGGGUAUUCUCCUGUCCUGAUCAAGGUCUGUCCUCGUUUUGCAAACAAAAGUCAUCUUUCUAACAGGGCUUUCAGAACCCAGCAGUCUCUCCCCGCCCCAGUUAAGCUCAUGAUAUUUGUGGGGUCAAGAAGCAAAAGGAAUCCAGUCGCUCAGCUUCAGUGGUCCAUCUACACCAGGGUGACCAAGACCGUUUCAGUGCCAAAACGGAGCUUGAAACUGAAUCGAAAGGGGUCCAGAUCCUAGAGGCAACUUUUAAGUUGAUUUUCCACCACCUUCUUUCUUUCUUUCUUUUUAAAUAUUUUAUUAAAGUUUUCUUGGUUUUUCCCACCACCUUCUUGAGCUCCUUGCCCCCAAAGUGACAUCUGUGAAUUGGCUAUAGGUUCCUAAUUCUCUGGGGUCCAGGCAUGGGCGUAGCCAGGAUUUUUGAUGGGGGGCAGGAUUUUGUUUGGGGGUAUUUGUAUUGAUUUUGGGGGCAGCAUCCCCCCUGGCUAUGCCCAUGGGUCCAGGGAAAUUAUUUAAGGCUGCUGGCACUCUGCCCCUCAAAACGCACACAUGCAAUGAGGCAUUAAUUGCUCCCUGGACACUUUAACAGGAGCAAGUGUGGUGUCUAAUUCUACACAAAUCCAAGCAUUUUUCUCCUCAAUGCACCUAACGGGUUUGUCACAGCAGGCCUAUGGCGGCUUCCACAUCACUUCAUGCUACCACCACACUGAAAAUCUCCUCAGGGUGACUACUUUAGGGUGCAGCUGUGAUGCCCAGAAGUGCCAGGUUGGCCCCACGACCAUGGGUACCCAGGGCUGUGGGUGCUAUGCAGCGUUCAUUGCCCUGGCACCGAAAUUUGUGGGUGCCUGGCCCCUUCAUGGUAAAUUUUGUGGGUGCCCUGGCAUCCAGGGCCCCAGGAGUUGGCACCUAAUAAUUCUUUCUUUUUUUGAAUUUUUUUUAACUUGAUUUUACAAAUUCAUUCACACUUAUAAUCACAAAUAAUAAAAUUACACAAGAUUCUUCCGAAUCUCAAGACUCCCCUCCUCCCCUCCGUGGGUUCUUUAGUUAACUUUUUCAACUGCAUAUUAUAAAUCCUCCUAACUUUCAGUCCUCCAUUGUAUCCCAAGUCUAUGUAUCAUUACAAGAGUUAUUUAAGACCUGCCAAAGAGUUCAAGUGUUUAUACUGGUUUCUCAAAUAUACAGUACAGUCAUACCUUGGGUUGAAGUAGCUUCAGGAUGAAUAUUUUCGGGUUGCACUCUGCGGCGACCUGGAAGUAACGGAGCGCGUUACUUCCAGGCUUCGCCGCUCGCGCAUGUGCAGACGCUCAAAUGACAUCACGCGCAUGCAUGGAAGCAGCGAAUUGCAACCCGCACAUGCGCAGACACACAGACGUGGGUUGCGUUCGCUUCAGGAUGCGAAUGGGGCUCCGGAACGGAUCCCGUUCGCAUCCAGAGGUUGUUGCUGUUUAGUCGUUUAGUCAUGUCUGACUCUUCGUGACCCCAUGGACCAGAGCACACCAGGCACUCCUGUCUUCCACUGCCUCCCGCAGUUUGGUCAAACUCAUGUUAGUAGCUUCGAGAACACUGUCCCACCAUCUCAUCCUCUGUCGUCCCCUUCUCCUUGUGCCCUCCAUCUUUCCCAACAUCAGGGUCUUUUCCAGGGAGUCUUCUCUUCGCAUGAGGUGGCCAAAAUAUUGGAGUCUCAGCUUCAGGAUCUGUCCUUCCAGUGAGCAGUCAGGGCUGAUUUCCUGAAGAAUGGAUAGGUUUGAUCUUCUUGCAGUCCAUGGGACUCUCAAGAGUCUCCUCCAACACCAUAAUUCAAAAGCAUCAAUUCUUCGGCGAUCAGCCUUCUUUAUGGUCCAGCUCUCACUUCCAUACAUCGCUACUGGGAAUUGCUACAUCACUCUGGUAUCCAGAGGUACCACUGUAAUAUAAAAUUCUCCCAUUCUUUGUUGAAGUUUUGAUCCUUCUGGUUUCUGAUUUUCCCAGUCAUUUUUGCCAUCUCUGCAUAGUCCAAUAGUUAGUCUGCCAGUCCACUUUGGUAGGGACCCUGUCAUCUUUCCAGCCUUGGGCAAGCAGCAUUCUUGCAGCUGUUGUAGCAUACAUAAACUUUUCAGUUCUUUCAGUAUCUCUGCACCUACAAUUCAAUCAAUCAAUCAAUCAAUUUCUUUAUUCGACCGAUAGUCAGAAUUAAAACAUUACACAAUAAUUAUAAACUAUAACAUCAUAAGUUACAUAAGGUACAUAAGUAAGGUAGAGCCACAGUACUAGAUCUCUCACAGAUAACCCACGUCAAAGCAUUCAAUUAUACGUUUCCGACACUUGAGUGCCAGGAAAAGAAAUUUAGCCACUGACAAGGUUGUUUUCCCAGAAGACUUAUUUAGCAGAUAUGCUGUCUGCUUUCCUCUUUGUCGGGAACUGAGCUGGGGUAAGUAUGGAGUUAUAAGAUACUGUCUUAAAUCGUUGUAGAAGGGACAGCUCAAUAAAAUGUGCUCUGUGGAUUCUACCUCACCCAAUGCACAGUGGCAUAAUCUCUGGUCAUAUGGGACUCCUCCAUAUCUUCCCUUCAGGACCGCCGAGUCAAGAACAUUCAGCCUAGCCGCAGUAAAUAGUCUGCGGUAUUCCACAUAGUGGAUAUCCGCCAGGUAGCGAGCUGGGGCAGCCCGAUACAACUGCUCCCCAGAAACAACCCAGGUUUCACACGGGCUAUGUCCUCCUGUCUGGCAAUAUCCCUUAAUCUUUGCGCGAUCACCGCCUUUGCGUGGCUAUACGUCAUGGACUCUAUAUAAAGGGAGGACAACCCACACUUCUGCACUUCCUCCACUAUCUCCCCUUCCCAUGGAGAUUUAAAGUUAUCCCUCAGAAUCAAGGGGGCCAAACCCACCGGUCUGAAACAGAGCUUGAGCCAUAGCCAUAACUUCGCUUUCAGGGCCACAUACCUAAAGGCUUGGCAACCGGUUUCCAGCCUCAUGAUCGCACCUGCCACAGAGGGGGGGAUCCUGAGUAUGGCCCUGAGGAAUUGGGUUUGGAUAGAUUCCAAUUUUUCAAAAUCCCUACGUGAGCCCAAGGCAAUGCCCACCAGCAGAAGAGGGAGGACUUUCAUUUUAAAGAGACGUAAGGCAACAUUGACAGUUUGUGCCUGUUUCUUGGAGUACAGGGUUCUAAUCAUCAGGGCUGCUUUGGAUGCGUUCGAGGCUAUGUAUUCUCUGUGCGCCAGGAAGGACCUAUUUGAUCUUACAACCUGACCCAGGUACUUGAAGCAACUGACCUGCUCUAAAGGAAUACCGUUAAUUGACCAUAAAUUAGGUUUCGGUCGAGCAGCAAAGACCAUUAUUUUGGUCUUGGCAUAAUUUAAUUGGAGCUCGUGUUGGGUCUCAUAUUCAUGAAGAGCUCUAAGCAUCCUCCUUAAUCCGAUGGGGGAGGUAGCUAAUAGGGCGGCAUCGUCCGCAUACAGUAGGACAUUCAAGGCUCGUCCUGCCAGUUUUGGUGGAUGGAAAUCAGCAUUUGCCAUAUGCACCACUAGCGAAUUUAUAUAGAAGUUAAACAGAGCAGGGGCAAGCAAACAGCCCUGUCUUACCCCCCUAGUGGUGGCAACCGGAUUGGAGACUAGCCCCUUACUAUCUAUCCUAAUCCUCAAGAGGGUAUUUGUAUGCAAAUUAAUAAUCAGCAAGAGAAGGCGGCGGUCGAUAGAUGUCGCUGCCAAUUUUGUCCAUAGCUGGUUCCUGGGAAUUAGAUCAAAGGCCUGCUUAAAGUCUAUAAAGGCGACGUGGAGGGCUUUUAGGCCAUUGCCAGCGUACUUAGUGGCCAAGUGAUUUAGGAUUAAGAUUUGGUCUGUUGUUGAUCUUCCGGGCGGAAACCCGCCUGUUCCUCUGCGAUGAUAUUGUUGCUUUCCAUCCAGGUCGUUAAUUUGUUAAGUAGAAAUCUUGAAUAGAUCUUCCCGAUAACAUUUAGCAGGCUAAUUGGUCUAAAAUUGGCCGGGUCUGUGCGCGGCCCUUUCUUGUGAAUUAACACAAUCAGUGCAGAGUUCCAGCUUGGAGGAAAUUGUGCUGUUUUGUUUAUAUAAGUAAAAAGAGCUGCUAGGGGUGGACACCACCAAUCCUUAUUGGCUUUAAUAACAUCUAUGGAAAUAAGAUCGUCUCCGGGUGCCUUGCCCGCCUCAAAUUGGCCUAUAAGUGUUUCCACUUCAGAGCAGGUAACAGGAUCCCACGCUGGCAAGGGGCCAAAUCUAACCUUCCUCCGCUAGCUGCGUGAGCUGCAUAUAAAACGGAGAAGAAGCUUUCCCAGGUGUCAGCUGAAAUUUGGGGUUCUAUCCUUGACAACGGUCUACCCAGGUAUCUGGAAAUUUGGUGCCAAAAGGAGGAGGGAUUUCUAUUUUCUGCAGCUUUUAGAAGGUUCUUCCAAUCAUUUCUUUCUGCCGCACGCUUCUUUUCCUUUAAUAGUGCUUUAUACCUUCUCUUGAGGAUCAUAAGGUGACUGCUAGGUGCGGAGUCAUUUGAUGCCCUAUAUGCCAAGAAUUCAUUAUAUAGGUUGUUCUUGAAGUGCCUGCAUUCCUCAUCAAACCACUUUUUAUGAGAGAAAUGGUUACUAUUCAUUACCGGGGUCUUAGCCAGCGAAGGUUUUAGCAGUUCUACUAAAUUGUCAUAUAUUGGCAGUGGCUCAACUGCCUGGAUAAGAGAGUCCCUUGUCUCUUGCAGUUGGUCAGACCAAAGGAGUUCAUUUAUCCGUUGAGCCAUAUUAUCGGUCCAUUUUAAGGCAGUGGGCCUCAUCUGAAGCUGGUUAUUUGUAAUAGGCACGCAGGAGUAGGUAGCCAAUUCUCCAUCCAGGGUCAGAGAAAGUUCUAAUGGAAAAUGGUCACUUUCCAGCCUCGUUACCACCCUAAAGUUGGAAAUUUUGGGAAUUAGGUCUGCUGAUGUCCAAAUAAAGUCUAUGGUAGAGGCUCGGGAGCCUGACCAGAAAGUAAAUUCGGCAGGGUAAUCAGAACUGAGAGCUCCGUUUAAAAGGUGAAAAUUAAGAGCCAUCAAAGUUUGUCUACAUUUAAAACCUGCAUAUGUAGCAACACUGUCUUUAAAAUUCCUGGGUAAAAGGUCUGAGGUUAAAAUGGGUAGUGAGGGAUAUUUAUUAUAUUUAGCAAAUAAUGAUUUAUCAGAGUGAGACAAUCGGCCAUUGAAAUCUCCUGCACCUACAAUUCCUAACAAAAAGGCUUCUGGUUUUUUUUUAAACAAACAUUAGAAUAGAAUAGAAUCAUAGAAUCAUAGAGUUGGAAGAGACCACAAGGGCCAUCGAGUCCAACCCCCUGCCAAGCAGGAAACACCAUCAGAGCACUCCUGACAUAUGGUUGUCAAGCCUCUGCUUAAAGACCUCCAAAGAAGGAGACUCCACCACACUCCUUGGCAGCAAAUUCCACUGUCGAACAGCUCUUACUGUCAGGAAGUUCUUCCUAAUGUUUAGGUGGAAUCUUCUUUCUUGUAGUUUGGAUCCAUUGCUCCGUGUCCGCUUCUCUGGAGCAGCAGAAAACAACCUUUCUCCCUCCUCUAUGUGACAUCCUUUUAUAUAUUUGAACAUGGCUAUCAUAUCACCCCUUAACCUCCUCUUCUCCAGGCUAAACAUGCCCAGCUCCCUUAGCUGUUCCUCAUAAGGCAUCGUUUCCAGGCCUUUGACCAUUUUGGUUGCCCUCCUCUGGACACGUUCCAGUUUGUCAGUGUCCUUCUUGAACUGUGGUGCCCAGAACUGGACACAGUACUCCAGGUGAGGUCUGACCAGAGCAGAAUACAGUGGCACUAUUACUUCCCUUGAUCUAGAUGCUAUACUCCUAUUGAUGCAGCCCAGAACUACAUUGGCUUUUUUAGCUGCCGCGUCACACUGUUAGCUCAUGUCAAGUUUGUGGUCAACCAAGACUCCUAGAUCCUUUUCACAUGUACUGCUCUCAAGCCAGGUGUCCCCCAUCUUGUAUUUGUGCCUCUCAUUUUUUUUGCCCACGUGCAAUACUUUACAUUUCUCCCUGUUAAAAUUCAUCUUGUUUGUUUUGGCCCAGUUCUCUAAUCUGUCAAGGUCGUUUUGAAGUGUGAUCCUGUCCUCUGGGGUGUUAGCCACCCCUCCCAGUUUGGUGUCAUCUGCAAAUUUGAUCAGGAUGCCCUUGAGUCCAUCAUCCAAGUCAUUGAUAAAGAUGUUGAAUAAGACCGGGCCCAAGACAGAACCCUGUGGCACCCCACUAGUCACUCUUCUCCAGGAUGAAGAGGAACCAUUGAUGAGCACCCUUUGGGUUCGGUCAGUCAGCCAGUUACAAAUCCACUGAGUGGUAGCAUAGUCAAGACCGCAUUUUACCAGCUUCUUUACAAGAAUAUCAUGGGGCACCUUGUCAAAUGCCUUGCUGAAAUCAAGGUAGGCUACAUCCACUGCGUUCCCUUCAUCUACCAGGCUUGUAAUUCUGUCAAAAAACGAGAUCAGGUUAGUCUGACAUGACUUAUUUUUCAGAAAUCCAUGCUAUUAUUUUGAACAUUUUUUAAAUUCAUUGUAUAUCAUUUCCCAGAAUCCCUUUAUUACUUUACAAUUCUACCACAUGUGGUAAAAGGUGCACCUAAUAAUUCCUUGCUGCUGCCCACAGAGUAGGCACAUGGUAAUGUGCUCUUAUGUAUGGAAGUGAGAGCUGAGAGCUGGACCAUAAAGAAGGCUGAUCGCUGAAGAAUUGAUGCUUUUGAAUUAUGGUGCUGGAGGAGACUCUGGAGAGUCCCAUGGACUGCAAGAAGAUCAAACCUAUCCAUUCUGAAGGAAAUCAGCCCUGAGUGCUCACUGGAAGGACAGAUCCUGAAGCUGAGGCUCCAAUACUUUGGCCACCUCAUGAGAAGAGAAGACUCCCUGGAAAAGACCCUGAUGUUGGGAAAGAUGGAGGGCGCAAGGAGAAGGGGACGACAGAGGAUGAGAUGGCUGGACAGUGUUCUCAAAGCUACCAGCAUGAGUUUGACCAAACUGCAGGAGGCAGUGGAAGACAGGAGUGCCUGGCGUUCUCUGGUCCAGGGGGUCACGAAGAGUCGGACACGACUAAACGACUAAACUACAACAACAACGUGCUCUUGCCCGUGCUCAUUCAGACUUGUCUGAGGAUCUCAGCACUUGUGCUAUUGCUGCCAUCGCCUGCAGGCCCUCAAAACACCAGGGAGUUCUGUGGGCCCCACAGUGUCAGGGAGCAUGCCUGCUUGGGAGUGAUCCUGUUUCAUAAUGAGACCAGGGCUGUGGCUGAAGCACUGACCAUAUCGGCUGGAAAAUCCCCCAGAGCAUUCAGGAAUCUGCUAGGUCCCAUACAUCUUGGUUAAGGGUAGCCAAAUGUUGUGCGAUUGCCAUAAAAUUUAGGGAACAAACUGUGCUAUCGUAAUGAGUAAUGCCUUAAAUGAUAAUUUUAGGUUAUAUGUUAGUGACUUAGUUUUAAUUUAUAUAUUCUUUAACUGUUGCUAUAUCCAUAGCUGUCAACUUUUUCCUUUUCUUGUGAGGAAUCCUAUUUGGAAUAAGGGAAUUUCCCUUAAAAAAAGGAAAACAUUGAAAGCUUUGGCUAUAUCUGUAUUGUCCCUGUUAUACCUAACUGCAAAUUCAAGUGUAUCCCUAUUCUGUUUUACGACUUCCUUGAUAUUGUAUGUGGGCUGGAACUGGUCUGUGACCGAAAUAAUAAAAUUCAUUCAUUCAUUCAUUCAUUCAUUCAUUCAUCUCGGGGGGGGGGGGGGCAGACCAUCUCAAUGGAUCCUCCAUCCUAGAGGAGGAGAUACUGCCACAUCCAGGUGUCUCAGCAGGGAUGGAUCUGCCCAUAGCAACAAACUCCCCGCAAUCCCUGCUGCUAACAAGUCCUUCCUUUCCUGCUCUGUUGGGUUGCCUGCAUCACCACUAAGCAUGUGUGGAAUUCUGCAUAUAACAGCUUUCCAUAAGCCACUGCAAUGACCUGGAAAAGACACGGUUGUUGUGGCAGGCAGAAGGCUGAUUUGCACAGCAUUCAGUCAGUCAGUCAAUCAAUCAAUCAAUCAAUCAAUCAAUCAAUCAAUUAUUGCCCUUCCUUCUUCCCUGACAGGGACUCAAGGCAGUUUACUGAUAAAAUAAGAAUAAUCAGCACAUGAUUGGCCAUUCCUGCACUUUAAUACUUUCUGUGGACUUGCCAGUUAAGUGCUGAUGUGACUUGGCCCUGAGUACCUUUCAGAAGGGGACGCGAGUGGCGCGGUGGGUUAAACCACAGAGCCUAGGGCUUGCCAAUCAGAAGGUCGGCGGUUCAAAUCCCCGCGACGGGGUGAGCUCCCGUUGCUCAGUCCCUGCUCCUGCCCACUUAGCAGUUCGAAAGCACAUCAAAGUGCAAGUAGAUAAAUAGGUACAGCUCCGGCGGGAAGAUAAACGGCGUUUCAUGUGCUGCUCUGGUUCGCCGGAAGCGGCUUAGUCAUGCUGGCCACACGACCCGGAAGCUGUACGCCGGCUCCCUCGUCCAAUAAAGUGAGAUGAGCGCCACAACCCCAGAGUCGUCCGUGACUGGACCUACUGGUCAGGGGUCCCUUUACCUUUCAGAUGAUGCCACUUUAAAAAGAAAAUAAAAGUAGUUUGAAACGUAAAACAUCAGUGAUAUUUUUCAGCUCUCUUAGCUGAACUGUGCCAGGUUAUUUGACUUUGCGAAUGGCACUGUGGGCAGGUAAAAGGAAGAGACACAACCAUGUGCCGAAUGAUGGAGCAAGCCGGAGAAGAGGUUUUGUGCCUGCAAACCUGCUUUCCCUUUGCCAUGCCUGGGCUUGCCGCUGAAUGCCAUGAAUGCAGUGGCCAGAUGUCAGGUGGGAGAAGGGGAGAGGGGUCUGCUUGUCUGCAGGGAUCAGAGCAAGCAGGAAUGCGAGACGGGAGCUGGGGGAGGGGAGGGGGAAGAAGAGGUGAGCGCUGGCAUCCAACUGGCAUCCAAUGUCCUUUGGACACAUCCCAAGAGGCUCUGUUUGUCUUUCAGAGGGAAAAUGGCAGAGAGCUCCCUGUUUGCGCAACGGCUGCAGGCCAUUACUGUAAGUAUUCUUCCUCCCCCCCCCCACUACCCCUGCCCCACUUGUGCAGAAAUGGGGCUCAGGGUCCUCAGAUGAGGUCCAGCCUCUGUUGCCCACAGGAACUGCCCCCCACCCCCGUUCCAAAGCUGAGGGAGAGGGGGAGAGGUGGGUGGGAAGGCAGAGUGCCCAGAUCUGCAUGCCAGAACUAAGCGAUUCUCAUAAUAAUAGUGUAACUAGAGUGGGGGCGAUAGGGGCAACUGCACCAGGCACAACCUGGGCAGAAGGCACAGCUGUCAACGUUUCCCUUCUUUAAGGGAAAUUCCCUUAUUCCAAAUUCCUCGCAAGAAAAGGGAACAUUGACAGCUAUGGCAGAAGGGGUGCAGUGCCUGCUAUGUAUUCACGACCCUCAAAGCCACAUUGCAAUAUGUAAUGCUCUACAGUGGUACCUCGGGUUACAUACGCUUCAGAUUACAGACUCCGCUAACCCAGAAAUAGAGCUUCAGGUUAAGAACUUUGCUUCAGGAUGAGAACAGAAAUCGGGCUCCGGUGGCGCAGCAGGAGGCCCCAUUAGCUAAAGUGGUACUUCAGGUUAAGAACAGUUUCAGGAUAAGUACGGACCUCCGGAACGAAUUAAGUACUUAACCAGAGGUACCACUGUAUUUAUCAGUUUGGCAUCAUUAGGUAUUUUUAAAAGGCUGACAUGAACUGGCAGGGAGGCUUAUUGCGGCAGCUAGGCCAGGCCCAGUGGUGCUUUGUGGGCUGCUCCUUUGCCCUAUAGCCUAACAAUGGCUGUAGGUUGAAAGCACAUGACUUCCCCCAAAGGAUCCUGGGAACUGCCGUUUAAGCCCUCAAAGAGCUACCAUUCACAGCACCCUUAACAAACUACAGUACCCAGGAUCCUUUUGGGGAAGUCAUGUGCUUUAAACGUAUGGCAUGGACACAGUCAAAUGCAUUCAGCCGUGGGGAUGCUGCUGGUUUGAAGGAGAAUGUUGGUGGCAUGUGGCUGGCCAGCUAUUGCUGAUGGGAUGGCAGAUUGUGGGAUAUAGUUCUAAAAAAUUAUUUCUGGGCUUUACAGCUUCUCAUGACUGGCGGUUAAGGUGCAAGCAGCAGCAGCUGUCUAUCUUGAGCAGCCUAUUUAAAGCGCACACCACUAAGAAUCCUGGGAACUGUAGUUUACCGCUCACAGAGCUAUGAUUCCCAGCAUCCUUAACAAACUACUAUUCCCAGGAUUCCUUGGGGGUGCUUGCAAUGUAUGAUGUGUGUGCACUAUACCUUUAAAGCACAUUUGAAGCACAUUCCCUCCCCCCUGAAAGAAUUAUGAGUGCUGUGGUUUCUCAGGGCUGCUGGGAAUUGUAGUUUGUGAGGGGCAAACUACCACACUCGGGAUUCCUUGAGGCAAAGAAGGCGCUUAGAAUGUGCUUUGUGAAAUAUACUCAGAGUCAAGAGUGGAUUUCAUGCUCUUUAUUCAGCUCAUAGUAGUGAGGAGGAAUGGAAGUUCCCCCAGAAUGUCUGCUUUAUAUACAUUAUUUACACAAUGGGCCCCACGUGAUUGGCUAAUUCCGGGAUUCUCCUGUAAGCCAAUCAGGUCACGGAUUCACUUCCACCUGGAGCUGGAUUGGGUGGCUCCUGUGGACCAAUCAGACUGCUGCAUUCUGGAGCCUAUUGUUCUAGGACCAAUCAGGCUGCUGCAUUCUGAAUCCUAUUGUUCUAGGACCAAUCAGGCUGCUGCAUUCUGAAUCCUAUUCAACUCCGUACAUAACAGUUUGAAUGCAUAAUGUAUACACAGUCUAGUCCCUGCUCUGUAAUAUAAGGAUAACAGCAUUGCCCUCCCUGGGUUGAUGUGAGGAUUUGAGAGGAUUCUGUUUUUAAUCCCAUUUUAAAAAACCUUCCUGCACGCAGGCAGUUCCCCCAUUCCACAGGGGCAACCAUUUUAGACCCAGCAGCUGUUUACAAACCUAUGAGCUGUAUUAAAGGCUGCAAUUCCGCUUGCACAACAGACUUCUGUGCACACAGUUGCACUAUCCUACUCCUGUUGCCUCGAGUCCCUUGUGCACCCUUAAUAUCAGCUCCCGGGGGUGGGGGACCCCUGGAUCAGAUUUUGGGGCAUGUGGGGACAUGGGCAUAGCCAGGAUUUUUGUUAGCAGGGCAGGUUUUUUAUUGGGGGGCAGAACCUCAGUUUGCUAUGUAUUUUUAUUUAUUUUUAUUGAUCGGGGGGCAGCUGCCCCUCCCUGCCCCCCCAGCUACUCCCAUGCACAGGGAGAAGAAAUUGAAUCAGUGUAACUCUGCUUGCACAGUUCUGGAUACAAGCCCAAGUUCCCCUGCAGGAAAGGAAGCAGCCAGAGGACCCCCUCCAUUUAAAAUACGAUACGAUAUCUUUAUUGUCAUUGUCCCAUACAGAACAAUGAAAUUGAAAAAACUACAUAAGACAUUCAAAAACCCCUAAAAGCUCUGAAACCCCAUUUUAAAAUACAGUAUACUCCUAUUGAGACUCCUUAUACUGUGUUUAAAACCAGAAUUGCAUUUGGGUAGAAACUGUUUCUCAGGUGGCUAGUCCUGGUCUUUAUAACCCUGUACCUUCUUCCAGAAGGCAGAAGCUGAAAGAGAUCAUUUCCGGGGUGCGCACUAUCCUGCGCUAUCUCUGCAGCUUCCUUAUGGCACCUGGCAGCAUAGAUUUGAUCUAAGGUGGGAAGAGUGCUACUGAAAAGAUGACUUGCAGGGAUGAACUUUUGGGGAGUCUUCCUUCCAGUCUCACACGCGCAUUCAACUGGGAGAGGCGCUAGUGAAAAACAGCCCCUCUCAAAAUACAGUUUUGUAUGGCAACCCGUUUUCUCUAGAAGAAAAUAGCACGGCCCAGAAAUGUGAUGAUUUGUCUGUGGAGUAAUGCAUCCACACAUAGGGCAGAGAACUUUGGUUUGAAGUUCUUUGAGAAGAAAGCCAUGCACAGUGGUGCCUCGCAAGACGAAAAGAAUCCGUUCCGCGAGUCUCUUCGUCUUGCGGUUUUUUCGUCUUGCGAAGCAAGCCCAUUAGCGGUUUAGCGGAUUAGCGCUAUUAGCGGCUUAGCAGGCUUAGCGGAUCAGCUGAUAAGCGGCUUAGUGGCUUAAGGGAUCAGCUGUUAAGCGGCUUAGCGGAUCAGCUGAUAAGCGGCUUAGUGGCUUAACGGAUCAGCUGUUAAGCGGCUUAGCGGAUCAGCUGAUAAGCGGCUUAGUGGCUUAACGGAUCAGCUGUUAAGCGGCUUAGUGGAUCAGCUGAUAAGCGGCUUAGCGAUCAGCUGUUAAGCGGCUUAGCGGCUUAGCGGAUCAGCUGAUAAGCGGCUUAGCGGCUUGGGAAAAAGGGGGGGGAGGGAAAAAACCCGCAGGAACUCGCAAGACAUUUUCGUCUUGCGAAGCAAGCCCAUAGGAAAUUCGUUUUGCGAAGCACCUCCAAAACGGAAAACCCUUUCGUCUAGCGGGUUUUCCGUCUUGCGAGGCAUUUGUCUUACGGGGCACCACUGCAUUUUGAAGAAGACUUCUGUUUUAAGUCCAAUUUAAAGAUAAGGAACCAUAAGAAGGGAGAUUAGGAGCCUUGAAGUUGUCCAUAAUAACAGUGAGCAGCAGCCUCAGCGAGCAUCUGGCCACAGUCUUUCCCACUAUGAAAGAUAUAUUGUAUUUCUAUUUAAAUGGCAGCAGUUGCUUCUGAAUUUGCAUUGCACAUGCAAAUUUCAUGCAAACUUGAUUCUUGAUGAUACACAAGCGGCAAACCUGGUGUGUGCAUAUCUCUUCUGCCCAGUGAUGUGGCUAUUGGAAGUGGCCAGGUCCAGUAUACCUGAAGGAGCGUCUCCACCCCCAUCGUUCUACCCGGACACUGAGGCCCAGCUCUGAGGGCCUUCUGGUGGUUCCCUCACUGCGAGAAGCCAAGUUACAGGGAACCAGGCAGAGGGCCUUCUCGGUAGUGGCGCCUGCCCUGUGGAACACCCUCCCACCAGAUGUCAAAGAGAACAACAACUACCAGAGUUUUAGAAGACAUCUGAAGGCAGCCCUGUUUAGGGAAGCUUUUAAUAUUUAAUAGGUUCUUGUAUUUUAGUGUUCUGUUGGAAACUGCCCAGAGUGGCUGGGGAAACCCAGCCAGAUGGGUGGGGUAUAAAUAAUAAAUUUAUUAUUAUUAAUAUUAUUAUUAUUAUUAUUAUUAUUAUUAUUAUUAUUUCAGCCCUUGAAUAUAUUCCCAGCGUUUUUGGAUUUGGGCUAAAUCUGGGCUGCUUCCCCUCCUCCGUGGGAAACACUGAGCAGGCCUGGUGUAACCUGAGCUGCCAUUCCUUUGCUCAUCCUGCCUUUGAAACAAAUGAAUUAUUCACCAGGCAAUAGCUCCAACCUGAACCAAACAGGAGCAGAGGGAUCUGGAGGGCUGCCCAGGCUGGAAGAAACAGGGGCCGGGCUGGGGUUGAUGCCUGCGAUGCAGCCCGGCUGCCCUUGUGUUCAGCCCCACGCACACAUCCAGAUGGGAGAUGUUGUCAUGAAUGGUGCAUGCCAGGAAGCGUAGUAAACAUUUAUUGUUGCGAGAAGUGUUUCGGCAGCUGAGGGAUGUUUCUGUGCAGGGAGAGAAUCGGGGCAAAGGGAGAUGGAGCUACAAACAGCAGUGAGGAGCCUUCAGUACGUGAAUACUGGCAGACGCACCCAUGACCUUAUGCACGCCACAGGGUGUUUUGAGCACAUGCAACACAUGCUGGCUUGGUAAACACAUUGUAACCUCCGUGUAGGCACACACCCAAACACUGCAUCAACAUUUGUACCUUUGUACUUGGUGAUAGGGUCUAAACCACUGAGCCUAUUGGGCUUGCCGAUCAGAAGAUCGGCGGUUCGAAUCCCCACGACGGGGUGAGAUCCCGUUGCUCUGUCCCAGCUCCUGCCAACCUAGCAGUUCGAAAGCACAUCAAACUGCAAGCAGAUAAAUAGGUACCGCUCUGGCGGGAAGGUAAACAGCAUUUUCGUGUGCUGCUCUGGUUCGCCAGAAGCAGCUUAGUCAAGCUGGCCACAUGACCCAAAAAACUUUCUGCGGACAAACGCCAGCUCCUUGGCCUGUAAAGUGAGAUGAGCGCCGCAAUCCCAGAGUCGUCUGCGACUGGACUUAACUGUCAGGGGUCCUUUACUUUUACCUUUACCUUUUACUUGGUAACAAUUCAUUAGAUGUUAUGUCCUCUCUUUUAAUUUCAUAUGCUCAGUCACCAAGGAAGAUUAGAGCCCUGAUUUCAUUCAUAAUUCCUAUUAGUCUCCUAAGGGUUGUUUAUGCGUAUGGAAGUCUGUUGGCACAUACAGAUGGUUGUGUGGCAUAAAUAUGUUGAUUUUAAAUGUCAACACAAUAGACUGUAAACUCCAGAUUCUGCUGGGCACACCCAGGUUGUAUAGACAUGGUUGUGUUUGUCCCCAGUGUUCUAAUUGAAUUAUUUGAGAUCAUUGCAGUCUGGUGCCAAAAAGUAACCAUUCUUUAGAAGAUGUUUAGACCUACACAGUGUGGAUCUGUCAUCAACACAGUUAAACCAGUCUGAUAAUAGCAGCAUUAUCUGAACCAACGUAGUGCAACCUUCCCCAGCCUAGUGCUUCCUGAUGCUUCUGACUAUGACUUACAUCAGCUGAAAGGUACAAAACAUCAGGAAGACUCAUGUAAACAAACCACCCAUAUGUAACUCCAGUGCAAAUAGCAUUUUGAUUUUUUGGUAUAUUAAUUCAAAAGCAUUAAUGAUGAACACUUCUAAUGAUUUCCCUAAACUCUGAAAAACCACGCUGUUAAAAGAAAACUGAUUGAGAGGUAAAACCAGUCUCUUCAAGAGGAUUAGCCUCCUUUGAUUGAUUGUGACACACACACUUUCAUGGAUCGCAGCCCAAAGACGUGGUCUGUGGACCAGUCGUCCUCACAAGGAUAUGCCGCCGCCUUUUAGGUGCCACGAGGCUACAGAGUCCAGCCAAAAGGGGAGGGUGGCAGUAAAGUCUCCCUCUUGCUGCACGGAAACCUGCCCCCCUAGGGUCUCUCUCUCUCUUUCUUUCACAUCCCCAGGCUCAGACGGGGGGGGGGGGGCAUAUGGGCCACAUUCCCUAUGUAUUUUUAAAAAGCAGUGUUGUAUACAGUGGUACCUCAGGUUACAUACGCUUCAGGUUACAGACUCUGCUAACCCAGAAAUAGUCGAAGAGUCCCCUUUGUGGUGACUCCAACUUCAGGCAGGUGUCAAGCAGGUGAACCAAAGGCUGACCCAUCUUGAGGCUUAUUGCCUUACGCUGUUAGCCCAGAAAUGGAAGCAAGAAGAAAUUCUAACGAAAGAAGAAUGGCAGACGAAAUUAAUGGACUAUAGUGGUACCUCGGGUUACAUACGCUUCAGGUUACAUACGCGUCAGGUUACAGACUCCGCUAACCCAGAAAUAGUGCUUCAGGUUAAGAACUUUGCUUCAGGAUGAGAACAGAAAUCGUGCUCCGUUGGCAUGACGGCAGCUAAAGUGGUGCUUCAGGUUAAGAACAGUUUCAGGUUAAGAACGGACCUCUGGAACGAAUUAAGUACUUAACCCAAGGUACCACUGUAUCUAUAUUUUCCAUUUUUUCUUUAUAUGCAGAUAUGGUCCAAGCCUUGAAACAAAAUUAUUUGUCAGCAUAACCUUUGUGAAAAUUAUUUACAUACUUACUUAUUUAUAGGACUUCAGUUAUCCCCAGGGUAAAAAAAAAAAGGGGGGGUACAUUAUCUACCUAGCCCUGGCCUCUGCCUGGCUCGCAAGACCCUGAACAUCCCGGUAGGGUUAAGGGGGCAGGCCCUUUGCAGACAGGUCAGUCUCUCCCCCCCACCACCCCAACCCGCAUCCUCCCCCCCCCCAGCUCUUCCAGCCUUUAAAAGGGGGAGGCGCUGGCACAGUUGCAAGGUGGCGUCUGGGUUGGCAUAGAUGGGUUUUUCCUUAACCGGUGGCGAGAGGGAGACAGAGAGAUAGAGAGCAGCGCAGCGCAGGGCGAGACACAAAGGGGUGGCGGCGGGGGUGGGUCUCUUCCCUGCUGCUCCUCUUGCACCCAGGUGAUGCUGCUGCUAAAGGCCGAGGAGGGGCGGCCCUGCUGGGCUUAAGUCCUCGGCGCGGUCGGGCAGGCAGGCACGCCGCUUCGCCUGUCUGCCGCCCACGUGGGCUGGCUCGCGCCCUGCCUCCCACCGGCGGCGGCGGCGGCGGCGGGCCCUUUGUCCGCCCCUCUCUCUCUGCCGGGCGGCUCCUGCCUCGCCUCGCCUCGCCUCCCACCCCUUCGGUCCCCUUUUUGCUUUGCUGCAGGAGCGGCGCAGGCUGCAGGAGCGUAUCCUGGCCACCCGCCGGGAGCUGGAGGAGGAGAGACUGCGAGCCCAGCGCCUCAAGGUAACGCCCAGGAGAGGGAUGCAGGAAUGGAUGGACCAGAGGGAUGGAGGUUGGGAUGCGGGAGUGGGGAGAUGAAGGAGGUGAAAUGAUGGCGGGGUGAGGGUGCGGUACCACUGUGGGAGGGACCAGGGGUGGAGGGGGCAUGUCAGACCCCAAGAUUAAGGUGGUUGGGGGCCCUGUUGUAGUUCCCAAAAUAGCACCCCCCCAAAAAAUAGAGCCAGAAAUAAGAUACUACACAAAAAAAAAUGUAUUGGAGUGUCUUAAAAACUAACUCGUGUAUAAUGGCACAUGCUUUUGUGGACUUCCCCCCCCCCCUUGGUCCACCUUGAUAAACAAAUAGAAAAUACUCUGUGCAUGUUCAUUUAACUCCCCAUUGCUUUUGCUCACUUCCACUUACCAACUCUCAACCUAACCUACCUCACAUGGCUGUUGGGAAGAUAUAGGAGGAGGUAUAAAAUGGCUGCAAAAUGGAACUUAGUGCUUGUAUCACAGGCAACAAAUGUUGGUUCCUUUAACCCCAUUAAUGCAUCUUUGUUCUAUAAAGGAUCAUAUUUUUUUCUGCACACCUCCUAGGGAAAAAAAAAUCAGGACAGCUCCAAGGCUUCAACCAAUCAUAAUCUGGCCUGAGAAUUGCAUGCUUUAGAUCCCUAAGUCCCAGCAAAAAACAGCAACAACCUUGCUUCACUUUCCAAUGUUCUGCACUAGAAAUAAACAUGUCUAAUCAAAUUUAUAGCCCACAUUUAGCAAUGAGCUUCACUGGGCAUUCAGACACAGUCACUGGGAUAUGAGCCAUGGGUUUGCUUGCAAGUUUUUCCUGUUUUGGCCUAUGUUUUCACAACCUUGUGUGAAAAAGGUGUGCAAGAGGACCACCUAUGUGCAGGUGUUCAUGCCCCUAGAAGCUGAAAGCUGUGGGAGUCAAGUUCUGACUGUGUGGCCCUUUGUGUUCAAAUGCUUGCAUGAUGCGUGGUGGUUGUGGAGAGAGAGAGAGAGAAACGGUGAGGAUUGUGGCUGGAGUACAUUUGAACAUCCGCACUAGUGGGUGUGUUCAACAUCUGCUGUCAACGCCAUGUAGCUUCAUUAUUUAUUUAUUUAAAAGUAUUUCUGAACCGACCUCCAUCCUUUACCGUGUACCAGGAUGGUAUAUAAAGAGCAUGACCGACAAUCCUAGCAAAUACAACAAUACAAUUUUUUAAAUAAAAAAAAAUCACCACUAAAAUACAUUUCCAAACAAUAAAAGCAGUUGACACACCCGGCACUGAAUAUGCUGCAAAUAUCUGGGCAUGUAGCCUGGCGUGAAAAGAUUGUACUGUCAGUGUUUUGUGUGUGACUGCUUGCCCAUAUAGACCUAUAUGUGCAUGUGGUUGAACAAAGAUGCAAUUCUGGGUAUGCGCAGGAAUGAUCUCAUGUGUGCCUGUGCAUAUAUGCAUGACUGUAAGCCCAUUGUCUUGUCUUGAUGUGUCCUGACAGCCCACGUGUCUCUGCCGGCGUGAGUGUCCAGCGCAGGAUUGCUGACAAAUGCAUUCUCUGUCUCUCUUCUCAGAGGAAAUCCCUGCGUGAUCGUUGGCUGAUGGAGGGAACAUCCUCACCCACAGACGACAAUGAUCACUUGUCUUCUGUCUGGGAGGCACAGAAUCGCAUUCAGGAAUUAGAGCAAGAUCUGUCCAGGUGGGUGUGUCUUAGGUGAUGGUGAGGUGGAGGAGCAGCACUGACAAUAACACACUCAAAGGGGUUUCAUGGUUUUACCCAGCACAGAGAAGCAGCCGCCUCAGUUUCCUCUCCCUUCUCUUGCCCCUCCCUGUGGGGCAAAUUUUAGAUUGUAAGGCCCUCGGGGCAGAGACCUGUCCUCUUCACUCUCUAUAAAGCAUCUCACAUUCUGUUUUUAUUUAUAAAAGUGUUUAUAUGGCCCCCUCUCGUGAAACAUUAGGGUGGUGUACAACAGGAACAUUUAAAAUGAGACAAAGCAAUAAUAAAAAUGACUGGCUACUCAAAGAACGUUUUGGGCAACUACUCAGGCUUUUUUGCAUUUUUUAAAAAAAUAUUCAAGAGAUACCUGAAAGUUUAAAAGGACGCUUGCUGAAUCUCUGCUGGAAGAGGCAGCGUGGGACUAGCAACGCUUAACUGCCCAUCUGCUAGUGGAAGCCAGUCAGGCCGCUGAUGGCAAUAUAUACAUAAAUAGCAACUACAGCCACAAUAAUGUGCUGUUCCGGCUGAAGCUGCAGAUGGAAGCUGAUGAUGACAUCGAGGUCUCUGGAGGACGUGAAGGAGGGAUGUUUUGUGGGCACUUUGUGUCCCCCUCAUGCCUCUGCAUCUUCUUCUUUCCGGAAGAGAAGAUGCCUGGAACUAAAAACAACAACAACCAACACUCAGGACAGAGAAGCCUGAAACCACUUCCUGGCCUGAGGGAGCUGGAGGGAAGGAGCUCAACGGAGUGAUUAGUCAGCAAGGCUCCUGAGGAUUAAAUCACCCUCCAGCAGCAGCAGGAGGAGGAGGAGGAGGAGGAGGAGGAGGGCAGGAUCCCCCAGGCAGUGCAAAAGUGACAACUCAGCAAGAGGGGUGGAGAGCCUCCAGCAGCCUGGCUGUAAAUGUGGGGGUGGGGGUCUUCUCACACCCAGGCGCACAAGCAAGAAGCCAGGAUUUGUCUAACCAAAGGAUGUCAGAAUACAGUACUUGCUCAUGAAGGAUAGCGCUAAGGUUCAGCUCAUAAGGUUACUUAAUUCCAAAGGACAGGAGAGCCAAUUGUUCCCAGAAUAGUGACUGGUGAGUUUAGAAUGGGGCUGAAGAUCUCCAGCUUAAAACCCCACUCAAAACAAUGAAAUACAUCCGUUGUUCUUGUUGAUGUUGUAAUUUCUGUCCUGUUGGGUUGCCUAAGGUCCUUCAAAAGCAGAUUGCAAAGAGAAAAACACAACACAGUAAUAAAUCAACACCAAAUCAAUAAAGCACAAGUUAUUUCAAGCCAGUCCAUAGCACUCUUAGUAUCAUGCAGAUGCAUCUAAAAAGCCAGGUCUUAGCCAGCUGGCUAAAGAUCAGACAAGAGCAAGCCAGGCAGGUUUCCAGAAUGAGGAGGCAACCACCGAGUAGGUCCUGUCUGUUAUAGCUACAUGCUAUGCUUCCUUUGCCAAACUUCCUCAGAAGGUUUUAAAAUUAUGGGGGAAGAGGACAAUCUUGAAGGUAGAUGUGAUAUGCUUUCUAUGGCCAGUUCCAGUCUACCAUCGGACUACUGUAUUUUAGAUUUGCAGAUUCCAAAAGCAUGUCAGAAGGAGGCCCCACUCAUCUAGAUGUUACCAAGGCAUGUGUUGUGAUAAUAAAGUGCAUCAAUUUCCUGUGAACAGAAUCCUGGUUCACACAUCUCUGUGUCACAAUAACCAUGUGGAUCAGGGGUGGGGAAUUUGUGGCCUUCCAGAUGUUGUUGAACUCCCAACUCUCAUCAGCCCCAGCCAGCAGGACCGAUAAUGAGUUGUCGUCCAGCUCUGACCGCAGAGCCACAUGUUCACCAGCCCUGAUGUAGAGAUUUGGUCAUGGCCACCAUUGUUCCCUGUGAUUGCUUGCCGAUGACAUGAACUGUUGUCCUUUAAUGGCUGUUCCUCUCUUUCUGAAGCCUCCAGACUCAGAUGCAGCAGCUGGAUAAUCCAGAACUUCACCAGGGACUGCAGCAGCCAGAAGAGCCUGUGAAGGCUUUGAAGGAGGUGAAGGCAUUGGAUGGCAUUGGGAAGGUAUGAGUAGUUCCUGAUCUCCUGUGUUGUGGCAAAUGCAAAACUGCCUAUCAAGCACAGAAUCUGACAUUUUGAGAAUUUCAGCAUACAUUUUUUUAAAACCAAGCUUCUUGCCCUUAUCAUUGUAGGGAACAGCUUAAAUGUGUGGAAAUCACCUAAUUUGCAUGGUACGCUCAGCCAGACCAUGGCUCAGUAGGAAUGUGCAAGCAGGUGGGGUCCAAGAGAGGGGAUUGGGGCCACUUUUACUACUCUUCAGUCAUUUUGCUGCUGCUAGAGCUAAGCACUGAGCUAAGCAUGGUUUGGCUUUGCAUGUUGUCUCAAGCCAGGCUCGAGGCAUAGCACUCUCCAGACUAAUCAUGUAACCAAGGUUUGUCCCAUGAUUUAUGGCUUGUGGUUUGUCUGGGAGAGCUAAGCCAUGAGACCAGACCUGGGUGAUAAGCUACACCAAAACUAAGGCUUAGCUCAGCUUAGCAGCAGGAGAUUCAGGGAAGCGAAAAAGAGACCCCAAUCUCCUCUCCAGUGGCCCACAUAUGCAUAGUUUGGCUCAGCAAACGGGCCAACAACAAAUGAAAUUUCAAAAGCCAGGACUUCAUUUAUUCAGGCAACAGGACCUAAUGAUCAAUGCUUUGUGCCCUGUUAUGUAAUUCUUGGAUGUUCGCUCCUACAGCCUACCUGCCUCCAGUGUCCAUAUUCUCCCCCUUUCUAUCAUCAUUUUCUUUUAGAAUUUGGAUCUUGGAAACAGAGUAUUUUCUGCUGUAGUUGCAAAAGCACCUCUGAUCCCUCGUUCAGUAGACAUCUUUAGGCACCAUGUGAAAAUGUUCCUCUUCAACCAAGUCUUCAGCUGAUUUACAUUCUAUGUCUUUUAAAAUGUGCUGGUGGGGUGGGGUUAUUGUUUUGUUUUGUUCUUGUUUUUAUUGUGUAUUUUGUGUUUUUAUGCUGUGAACCGCCCUGAGAUCUUGGGAUGAAGGGCAGUGCAGUCGUACCUUGGAAGUUGAACGGAAUCCGUUCUGGAAGUCCGUUCGAUUUCCAAAACGUUCGGAAACCAAAGCGGGGCAUCUGAUUGGCUGCGGAAGCCCCGCCAGACAUUCGGCUUCCCAAAAUAGUUCGUAAACCGGAACAGUCACUUCCGGGUUUGCAGUGUUCAGGAACCAAAACGUUUGAGAACUAAGCUACUCGAAAACCAAGAUAUGACUGUCUACACAUAAAAGGUUGUAAAUGUUUCACUUUAGAUGGAGUUCAAAAUUGUGGGUUCAUUAUCUAGUGAGAAACUGAAUUUUCCAUAUAGAGAUGAGGUGUCCUGGUGAUAUUAUUGGGUUAAAAAAAACGAGGAAGGGAAGGAAGGAAGGAAGGGAGGGAGGGAGGGAGGGAGAGAGGGGGAGAGGGAGAGGGAGAGGGAGAGAGAGAGAGAGAGAGAGAGAGAGAGAGAGAGAGAGAAAGAAAGAAAGAAAGAAAGAAAGAAAGAAAGAAAGAAAGAAAAUCAGUCACUGGAGCUUACUUUAGGUCAACCUACUCCCGUUGCUCAGUCCCUGCUCCUGCCAACCUAGCAGUUCGAAAGCACGUCAAAGUGCAAGUAGAUAAAUAGGUACCGCUCUGGUGGGAAGGUAAACGGCGUCUCUGUGCGCUGCUCUGGUUCGCCAGAAGCGGCUUGGUCAUGCUGGCCACAUGACCCGGAAGCUGUACGCCGGCUCCCUCGGCCAAUAAAGCAAGAUGAGCACUGCAACUCCAGAGUCGUCCGCGACUGGACCUAAUGGUCAGGGGUCCCUUUACCUUUUACAUGAGAUCAGGUAAGCAAUAUAGGAUGCUGCCUCACAGCAAAUCACAACAUUGUUUCCAAGAUCCUUUAACUGGAGGAGUAAGUGAGCUAUGGCUCUUCCCUGAGGGUCUCACCAUCACUUCUUCAGGCCUUGGGUUGCACAGCCUGGCUACCCAGUUCUUCCUUUGCCCAAGUCAAGGGUUACUAAGGCUCAAAGGGGGAUCCUGAUCUGUUAUAGAAUUGGACCUCAUCUCAUCCCAUUGCCACAAAAGCAGAACCAGGCCCCGUAGACCACGCUAUACAAUCCAGACCAUAUUGUGCCACUAGAGAGGUUCUCCCAGAGACUGAGAGAUACCUGUAUGCACAGUAGCCAUAGCUUUCUGACUUUUGCAGCAGUCCCAAAGGAAGGAAGUUCCAAUGGAUUAAGUGCUCUUGGGCAGACCUGCUUAGGAUCACACUGAGCAACAGAGAUGGGGAACUUGCAGCUUUCCAGAUGUUGCUGUACUACUCUUCCCAUCAUCCUUGACGAUAGACCUUGCUGGCUGGGGCUGAUGGGAGUUGGAGUCUCAACAGCAUCAGAAAGGCCACAGCAGGUUUCCCACCCCUGAUUGAGUGCAAAUGUCUCCAGAAGACUCCAGCAACUGAGCCACAAUACACAUUUUAGAGGAAAGCAAAACAUUCUUUCCAUUCUGAACCCCGAUGUGGAUCUCAAUCAGACCCUGUGAUAAUGUCUCUGCACCAAUACCCUUAACACCUUCCUUCCUUCCUUCCUUCCUUCCUUCCUUCCUUCCUUCCUUCCUUCCUUCCUUUCAGCUUCCUCUGGUUUAUUGUUGAUAUAUGUCUGUUUCUCACACAGAUGAGCCACCUCCUCUCAGGAUGUGGGCUCAGUUUUGGGGGGGGGGACCCCAUUGUUGAAUUACGCUCAUACACCCACACACAGGCCAGGCCACAUGAGGUGUGCGGAAAGAAGAGGGGAAGGGUAUCUCUGUGGGAGUGGAAACACUCCUCCCCAAAAAAAUAAGUUAGUGGGAGGGGGUGGUGAUCAAGGCAGCUAUGGUGAAUUGGUGGAUGUUAUUAAAAACUUAAGUCAAUUAAAUUUCUCUCCCACCCCUCCUCCCCAAGGAGCCUUGAGUGCCAUCGUUUUUGUCAUCAUACAUUACAGUGUGAAAGUGGACAUUGCCUGUUAUUUAUUAUUUAGUUCAUCAGUUUGGAAAUGCUUAAUCACCAUCAUCUCUAAACGGAGUGUUAGGGACCCAAUACAAUAGGCCUAGCAAUAAACUGACACUAUAAAAUCCCAAUUCAGUUAAGAAACCUACUGGGAUUUUUAAAAAAGUAUGUGGUAAGUGUCAGAAGGUCAACAAUGGGGGUGGGUUGGGGGCUUUUUGACCUCAGCUGAAAAGGAGUUUCACAGAAUUUACCUUGAAGUAAGUUUCAUGGAGUUCAGUGGAAUCUACUUCCAGGUAAUGGCAUGCAGUUGCAGCCAUAAAGAAGCAUGUGCUUUAAAUGCUCAUUUGUACUUCUUAUUUUUUUAAUGGAAAUAUUUUUUAAUCAUUUUCAUUAAUUUUCCAAUAAAAAACAUCCAAUUAAUAUAUCCAAUCAUAAUCCAAUUAAAAUAAAAAACUAAAAUAAAAAAGACCAAAUUGUAAUCCAAAUUAUAAUUGUUGAUUUUUCGGGGCUCCCCAUAGUCUGGACCUCUGAAGCAUAUCUCCACAUCUCAGUCCUGCCUCUCCUCGUUGUUUCCAUAUUUUCCACAUCCCAAUUUUAACGCUUUAAAUUUAAUGGAAAUAUUUUUAAAGCAGAAAAUUCUUCCAGGGAUUGAGGGAAGAGAUGCCCUGGUGAUGUCACAGGUACUGGCCAAUAAGCAUUGUGCAAACACUGUAUUCUGUCUUAGUCAUUGCUUUAACCUGGGAAAGGGCCUUAGCUUAGUGGGAAAACACAAGGUUUGUGUGGAAAAGGUCCCAGGUUCACUUCCUGGCAUCUUCAGGUAGAGCUGGGAAAGAAGACUCCUGUCUGAAGCCUUGGGGAGAGGCUGCUAGUCAGUUUGGAGUUUGACAAUACUAAGCAGGGCCAGUGGUCUGACUCAGUACAGUGGUCCCUUGGUUUAAGAACAGCCCUGUUUACAAACUAUUCGGUUUAUGAACUUUACCUCUGUCUAAGAACAGAAGCCAAACAGUGGAAGUGCACCGGCGGUGGGAGGCAUCAUUAGGGAAAGUGCUUCUCGGUUUAAUAAUGGUUUCGGUUUAAGAACGGACUUCCGGAACGGAUUAAGUUCGUAAACCGAGGUACCACUGUAUAAAGCAGAUUCCUGUGUUCAUACUUUGCAGGAUUUUUGUGCAGAUAAAAUGAGAGAGAUCCUUAUGGAGGCUCUUCUGAGCUCUUUGGAGGAAAGACAAAGAAUCAACAUGUUGAAUAAAUAAGAAUUUGAGAAUGAGCAAAAGCCACCUCAGUUUAAAAAUAAAAUAAAAUGUUUACUAGUGAUCUCUUUGGAGACUGUUGCCAUGAAGUUCCUUUCUUUUGCUUUCAGGUUGAUGGGACCUCUUCCUCUCCUCCAGAAGGUGAGUCAUUCUCUAUUUGCCGGGAUACCUCUAUCACAGUGGGUGCAAUUUGCCUGGCAGUUCUUCUGCGCAAGCUUCAUUGGAAUGAAUGGGAAUCUCACAACUGGCAGUUGCAAUCUUCUGAACUAUGCAGGUCAACUGGUUCAGUUCCACCCAGGACCUAUGAAUUCACAUCCCACUGUGCUUUAAGCAACAGCUUUCCACUUCCUCCUCUCUUGUUUUCUGCAGCCCAGUUGGCGGAUAUAAUAAGGCGGAAGGUGGGCCCCCUAUUCCCCAAGCGUAUUCUGCAAUUUAGUUUCCCAGAUGUGUGUUGAAAGAUCCACACCUGCUGGACGGAAAUCUGAUCUCCAGCCAGCUAUUUGUGUUAAAAGGGCAGGCUCAGAGGACAAAGUAACUUGGAACGAACACAGUUGUGAUCCAUGUCUGUGUGUCUCUCUGUGUGUGUAUUGUUUCUUUAUCUAUUCAAGAUUGUUGGUACAGCCUUGUAGGGCAUUCAGAUAAAGAAACAGCCCUGGGACGUGUUCCAGCCUGUUCCAAGCUUGUUUCUUCUUUGCCUUCUGUAACCUCAAGUUUGGAAGCCUUGUCAUUUAGGCAACCACUAGCCCACCUUUAAAAGGGAUGCGGGUGGCCCUGUGGGUUAAACCAGAGCCUAGGACUUGCCGAUCAGAAGGUCGGCAGUUCAUAUCCCCGCGACGGGAUGAUCUCCUGUUGCUCGAUUCCAGCUCCUGCCAACCUAGCAGUUUGAAAGCACGUCAAAGUGCAAGUAGAUAAAUAGGUACCACUCCAGCGGGAAGGUAAAUGGCGUUUCCGUGCACUGCUCUGGUUCGCCAGAAGCGGCUUAGUCCUGCUGGCCACAUGACCCGGAAGCUGUACGCCGGCUCCUUCGGCCAAUAAAGUGAGAUGAGCGCCGCAACUGCUAGGUUGGCAGGAGCAGGGACCGAGCAACGGGAGCUCACCCCGUCGUAGGGAUUCGAACCGCCGACCUUCUGAUCGGCAAGCCCUAGGCUCUGUGGUUUAACCCACAGCGCCACCCGCGUCCCUUAAUAUAUAUAUAGUAUAAUAUUAAUAGAAAGCACCUGUUACCUCUGCCCACAUUAUCCACAAGGGUCCAGGCUGAACUGCCAAGACAGAAAUACAUUUUCCCCUUGACCUGCCACCAGGUGCUGCUGUCUCCUACCCCCACCAGGCUUUGCCCUCUGACCUAUGACUCACAAGCUUCACACACCCUUCUCAGAGGACCUGAUAACUUCAUCUGAAUGUGACCAUGAAUUCCUUGCAGAGAGAAGUGACCCUGAGUCCAGGCUCGAGCUGGCUCCUGUUCCACCCAAGAGGUCUCUGCAAGCAACAGCCCAAGAGAAGCUGCAGAAUGGAGAUAUGCCAGGAGGAGGUGGGUGCUGGAGACUGGCAAGGCCUGCCCUUGAGUAAGCUGGAGAGGGAGCUUUCUUUUAGCCUGAGGGCCACCUUCCGUCCUGCGCAACCUCUCGGGAGCCAAAUGCGGGUAGUGGGCAGUUGUUGUUUAGUCGUUUAGUCGUGUCUGACUCUACGUGACCCCGUGGACAAGAGCUCGCCAGGCACUCCUGUCUUCCACUGCCUCCCGCAGUUUGGUCAAACUCAUGUUAGUAGCUUCGAGAACACUGUCCAACCAUCUCGUCCUCUGUCGUCCCCUUCUCCUUGUGCCCUCCAUCUUUCCCAACGUCAGGGUCUUUUCCAGGGAGUCUUCUCUUCUCACAAGGUGGCCAAAGUAUUGGAGCCUCAGCUUCAGGAUCUGUCCUUCCAGUGAGCACUCGGGGCUGAUUUCCUUCAGAAUGGAGAGGUUUGAUCUUCUUGCAGUCCAUGGGACUCUCAAGAGUCUCCUCCAGCACUAUAAUUCAAAAGCAUCAAUUCUUUGGCGAUCAGCCUUCUUUAUAGUCCUUCUCUCACUUCCAUACAUCACUACUGGGAAAACCAUGGCUUUAACUAUACAGACCUUUGUUGGCAAGGUGAUGGGCAGAGCCAGAGGCAAACCUGGGCCAAGUAACUCAUGUAAAGUUUGCCUUGGUGUGCUGAGUUGCCGCACAUGCUCAAACACUCCUUUCUGCCCUCCGUGCAGCCAGGAAGAGACAUUAUCUGAGCGAGGGGUCACCUUCUUGCUGGUCAGAAACGCUCCAGGAGCCUGCGAAGGAAAAUCUGUCCUGGGUGUGGCUGGGGAGAUGUGGCUUGAGGAGAGUCCCCAGGGCCAGAAAGGGGGGAGGGCUUGGAGGGGUCUAUUUGGCCCCUCGGGCUGAGAUUUCCCACCGCAGGGGUGAGGGAUCAGGCCAGGAGGACCAGAGGCAAACCCUUCGACUCAAGCGUUUGCAUUCCAGUGGAGCCUGGGGUGAAGCAAAUUUCUGCAAACAUGGACUUUGGUAUUGAGUGGGAGAGCAUUUGGCUGAAAUCCUGAAAAUCAGAGUUUUCCUUUAAAAAGCAGGUUUGGGGAUGCAAAUGUUAAGGUUUGAAAUGUGUGUGGGGUGGGACCUCUCCAUGGAAUCACAACAGAAGUCUAUAUCAAUCACUUCAUAGCCUCUUGUCUCGCCCCAUGACUGGCAAAAGCAGGGUGAAUUAUGCAAAGUGUGUGUGUCCUUGUUUGUCUACCUCUUUCAAAGUUCAUCUCUGGUUUGGUCAAUUUAGACUCUGGACAAUGGACUCGGCACAAAACCUCUUUAUAUAAGUAACUGUGUCUUAUGGUGGGUCGCUAACCUUUGGCCCUCCAGCCUACAGCUCUUCCUCCUCCUUGACUAUUAGUCAUGCUGGCUAGGGUUGAUGGGAGCUGUAGUUUAUUUCAUUGAGAAUAUUGCUUCCUGUCCAGCUUUGCUUCUUUGUGUUACAGUCAUACCUCUGGUUACAGCCGCUUCAGGUUGUGUUUUUUUCCAGGUUACGGACCGCCGAAACCCGGAAGUACCGGAACAGGUUACUUCUGGGUUUUGGCGGUCACGCAUGCGCAGAAGCACUACGUAAAUUGCACUUUGCGCAUGCGCAGAAGUGCCGAAUCGCAACCUGCACAUGCGCAGAUGCACAGACGUGGGUUGCGAACGUGCAUCCCGCAUGGAUCAUGUUCACAUCCUGAGCGUCCACUGUACUGGGGAAUCAGAGGACCUGAGUGCCUGAGAUAAUGUUGUUGCUUUUUCCUCCAAAGGUGUGUUUGGCAGUGAAUGCAGUCCUGAGAAGGCAGAAGUCGAUGUGACCCCUAUGACUGAAGAAGGUGGGGACGUCCAGCCCCCACAGAGAAGUGCUGAAGCUGCUCCGGACGUGAAACUGGCCUGCCAGAGCUUGGGCCUCAGUGAAGCCUCUCCCAACUGCCCAAGAAAGCUGGCAGUGGAGGAGAUGGUCAUCCGAGACCACUUGGGCCAGGAAGUGGGCAGCAUGGAUGCUGUUGGGCAGAAGCAGAGCUCCAUUGGGAAGGAGGAAGACUUGGAGGGCCACCCUGAUUUAGGGAAUGAGGGUGAAGAAGGGAGCAAGCCAAACCACCUUUGCAGUGCCUCGAAUUCAGUGAAGGCCCCUGGAGCUACAGAAAGCCGGGUGGACAGUGAACUGGGCAGCCGUGACGGUCCAGAGGGAGAGUCUCCCACUUCUUGGGACCAUCAGAGUCCCUCUAAGGCACCGCAGGGUGAGAAUAGCUGCCUUGAUUCUCCCAAGUGGCGGGCAGAGGCAGAGCUGGAGAUGGGCUCCCUGGCCAAGGAAGCAGAACUGAUGGGAGCUGGGCAGAAGGAGUUCCCAGAACAGGGUGCCAAAGAGGCGAAUCCUGCCCAAGGCCUAGCAGUUGGCCAUGCGGAGCCAGUGAUGGGGGGACAGGAAAAUCUAAGCGGAGAGAGCCUGGGGUCAUGGCUGGACCAGCCUAAGCUUCCUCUGCUGGACCAGAUCUCUGAUCUGGAAGAAGCCAAGAUGCCACUUCUAGAUGAAGUCAUGUCAUCAUCAUCACCUCUGGCAGACCAGGUUCCAGUGACUCUUCAGGAGCAGAUUCCUCCUCCCCUGCAAGACCAGAUUCCAUCUUCUUUUCAGGAAACGGAGGGUUCAUGCCUAGAGCCUUUGUUACCAAAUCAGAGCCUGUCCACUCUUUCGGACCAGACUGCUCCUUUGCAAGAAAGGAAGGAACUGCUUUCAGCCCCAGUUCCACCCCCACAGCAAGAGUCCCUUUUAGAUCCAGCCCCACCAUCUCUGCAGGACCAUCCUUCCUCUUCUCCAAAAGAGAACCCAUCCUCUUUGCAGGGUGAGGUCACUUCUCUGCAGGACCAGAUCCCAUCGCCUCUACGUGAAGCUAAUGGGAAACCUCUGGACCAGAUCCCAACAUCUCUACAAGAACAGAGUGCUGCUCUGCCAGAUCAGGUCCUGUCACCUCUACUAGACCAGCUCACAUCUCUGCCAGAGCAGAUCCCGUCCUCUUUGAAUGAAACAGAGAAAUCGCUUCAGAUAUCGACAACUUCACAGGGCCAGGAACUUUCUGGGGUGGAAGCUAAAGGAUCCUAUCCAGACAUAAUCCCCUACCAGCUCACUUCUCUGCCUGAUCAAAUAAAUUCCCUUCAAGAAGCAGAGGGGUUGUCCUUGGAAGAGAUUCCAGUCAUUCUGCAGGAUCAAAUGCCAACAGCUCCAGAGGCCUGGAUCCCUUCUCUGCCAGAGGAAGACAUCAUUCUUCCAGGCCAGAUCCCACUCCCUGUGAAUGAAGGUAAGCAUUUACUUCCAGGGGAGUCUCCAGCAUCUGUACCAGAUCCGAUCCCACAAGCUCUUCUGGACCAGAACCCAACAUUUCUGGAGGGUGCAGCCCCUUCUUCUCUGCAAGAAGCGGGAGGAUGCCUUACAGACCAGAUGCAGGCAUCCCUGCCAAGCCAGACCUCACCUCGUCUCCUUGAAGCUAAAGGGUCACCUCAGGGCCAAGCUCAACCCAUGCUAAUGGAGCAGGUGCCAAUCUCUAUGCAGGGCCAGGCAACGUCCCUUCAGGAACCUGAAAAGUCUCUUCCAGAAAAGCUGGAAGAAGUGCCCCUUAUGCCAGGCCAAGCCCCAUCCCCUAACUCAACGGCUCCAGAUGCUUUGCUCUUGUCCAGCCAGGAGAUUGGCCAGCCUCUCCUGGACAAGACUGUAUCAGUGGGGAACCAGGAGCUGAAAGAAGGUGGAGGUGCCAGCCUGGCCUCAGCAGCAGAAGAGGCUAAGGAAGUCCUGGAAAAUCUCCAUGCUGAACAGCAACCUCUGCUGCAGGAGGCCUCAGCAGAUGCUCUGGACAUUUCUGUCGGAGACAUGCAGCCCAAGACGGGGAUCUUAAAACUCCAGGCAGCCACAAACCAGGAGGCCCCAACCUACACCACCACCUCUGCCAACACUGCCUCCUCAUGCCAGCUCCAGCCCAUGGCACCCCGGCAAGGGGAAGACCCAGAGCAGGGGCAGAGCAGGCGCAAGCAGAAGUCAUGCCAGUGCUGCUCAGUCAUGUGA
This is a messenger RNA of Podarcis lilfordi (Lilford's wall lizard), 57980 nucleotides long. Lineage: Eukaryota; Metazoa; Chordata; Lepidosauria; Squamata; Lacertidae. The record is from the annotation of a GenBank genome assembly.